Podarcis lilfordi (Lilford's wall lizard) is the source of this 63867-nucleotide messenger RNA. The record is from the annotation of a GenBank genome assembly. NCBI's taxonomy places the organism in Eukaryota, Metazoa, Chordata, Lepidosauria, Squamata, Lacertidae.
GCUCAUGCCGCUCUGCUUCCGGUGGGAGUGGGGAGGGAGGUGAGAGCGAGAGCGAGAGAGCCUGAAACCCCCCAUUCAGCGCGUUCCUCUUCCCGGCUUCCUCUCUAUGAUCUCCUCUUAAAGCCAUCCCGGGCCGGGCGGGGGCGGGGCUUCUCCCCCUCCUCCUCCCCCGCCUUCCCUCCUCCUCUCGUGGGUCGAACCAAGCAGGAUCCGAACCGGGGGCCGGAGGGGGAGGGAAGAUGGCGCAGGCCUUGUCUGAGGAGGAGUUCGAGCGCAUGCAGGUGCGUAUGGCCGGGCGGCCCGGUGGGUGGGUGGGGAGCGGAGUGGGGCGGGGCGUGGGGAGGAACAGCACCCAGUGGGUGUCAUGAGCGGGGGGUGGGGGUAGGUGUCGUUGAAAGUAUUCAGGGGUGGUGGGGGUCCAGUUGCCAUUAUGAUUUUUUUUGGGGGGGCAGGGUAGAGAUGCAGAGAGUGAUGAUUCCUGAAGAUUUGAGGCUGGGGGCCAGAACUGGGUGGGAGCUGUUAUUAUUUGUUUAUUAAAUCUGUAUAGCACCUUUCACCCCAAGAUCAUCCAUAAAGAGAACCUAAAUACAUGAUGAUAAAACCCCAAUAACAAACCAACAACGCCCCCUCCAAUACAUAUUUAAAAGGCUGUAGAUUGUUUAAUCAAAGGGACGCGAGUGGCAUUGUGGGUUAAACCACGGAGCCUAGGACUUGCGGAUCAGAAGGUCAGCAGUUCAAAUCCCCACGACAGUGUGAGCUCCCGUUGCUCAGUCCCUGCUCCUGCCAACCUAGCAUUUCAAAAGCACGUCAAAGUGCAAGUAGAUAAAUAGGUACUGCUACAGCAGGAAGGUAAACGUGCGCUGCUCUGGUUUGCCAGAAGCGGCUUAGUCAUGUUGGCCACAUGACCCAGAAGCUAAUGGUCACUGACUCUGGGGUUGCGGCGCUCAUCUCACUUUAUUGGCCGAGGGAGCCGGCGUACAGCUUCCGGGUCAUUCUGCUAAUGGUCAGGGAUCCCUUUACCUUGAUUGUUUAAUCAGUUGUGUGAUAUAUAUGUGUGUGUGUGUGCGUUUGCUGCAUUUGUUCUUUCCGGUUCAUGGUUAAAAACGCAUUAGGUCAGGGCUGAGGAGCCUGUGGCCCUCUAGAUGAGCCUUUCCCAAGCUUAGGUCCCCAGGUGUUGUUUGACUACAGCUCUCAUCAUCCCUAGCCAACAGGAAGAGUGGUCAGGGAUGAUGGGAGAUGUGGUCCAACAACAUCUGGGAACUGUCCUCAUCUUGCCUGCCAGGUUGAGAACGGCUGCUCUAGAUGUUUCUGGAUUGCAGCUCCCAUUUUCCCUGACCACUGAGUGUUCCAGCUGGGGCUGGAAUUCAACAAGAUCUGGAGGGCCACAGGUUCCCCACUUGUGCCUUAAGUGCAUCCCUAAAAUUUUAACGUGCGUAAGCCAGUCCUUGGCCUGUGGGAAUUAUCAAACACAGUACUUUUGAAUUGGCAGCCUCUGCUGAUGUUUGCUUUAAACCUUUUGGUCUGCUUUCUGUUGCCUCCCCCAAAAUUAUCAUUGGCAAAUUCUCAUAUGAACCGAAAAUAAAUUUAUUUAUUUUAAUUUAUAUACUGCCCUUCAGCAAAAGAUCUCAGGAUGGUUCACAUAUUUUUUUAAAUAAAAAAAACCCAUCCUUUUCGUGGCUUCGUGUCUGUGGAAUUGUCACCUCCUCUAAACUAAGCUGAGCACCAACACUGACGUCGUUAAAAACCCUUGUUCAAAACUUAUUUUCUCUGGCCUUCACUGGCCAUUACUGCCAGCAUUGUGCAUUCUUUUUUACGAUCUUGUCAUUUCAGAUGAAAGGUGGUAUCUAAAUAUGUUAAAGAAAUAAAGUAGAAUAAACAUGCUUCCCCCAACCCACCCUACCAUGAUCUAACUCUACUUUUGCCUCCCCACUUCUUGUAGGACUUGCUGGCCCUCUGUAUACUAAGAGACAAAGAGAACGAAGAAUGGAGUUCCUUUGCCCUUUAAAUCAUGUCUGGGGAAUCUUUGGUCCUCCAGAUGGUGCUGAAUUACAACUCCAUCAACCCCAGCAAGUAUGGCCAAUGGCCAGGGAUAAUGGAAGUUGUAGUCCAGCAACACCUGGAGGGUCAAAGCUUCUUCACAUCUGUUUUAAAUAGUUGUAGAAGAAGGGAUUCUAGCAGUACGCUUUUCUCUCCUGCCACCAUUUCCUCUUCUAUUUAACCAUUCAUGGAGCCCUGUUCUCAUUUGCUAUUUGGUCCUCCUAGCAUACAUAAAUAUAUGCCAAGGUAUCUUUGCUGAUUUCCAUCAUCUUGCACCUUGCUGUGCCCCAGAAUCUUUGGGGGCUCAGUUCAUCCCUGCAGGGGAAGCAGUGUCAUGUCCUCCUUUGCUUUCUUCUCUUGCUGCUGCUUUCCUCAGUUGUUUUCCCUCUGGCUGCCCUGGAAGAUCAGGCCAAAGGCCCAUCUAGUCCAGCACCCUGUUUUCAGAGUGGCCAAGCAGAUGUCAGUGGGAAGUCUGCAAGCAGGACCUGAGAACUGCCCCCUUUUGAUUCCUAGCAACUGGUAUUCAGAGACGUAAUACUUGCAACCUUGGAGGUAGAACAUAGUCAGUAGCCCUUCCUGAUUCACUGCUGAGAGUUUCAGCCACGCUGCUUUACUUUUGAAGCAUGAAAAAAUGGUGAAUGAAGUUCCCAUUCUCCAGUUGCUUUUAUAAAAGAAGAGAUCAAACAAUAAAACUGUUAGCACAUUUGGAAACCUAAGCAGGGUCUGGCAUAGCUUCAAAUUGGAUGAGAUUCCUGCAUUUUAGGGCAUUGGACUAGAAGAUCCUUGGGGUCCUUUCCUACUCUACAAUUCUACGAUGAUAUAUCCCUUUCCUUGAUCUCUUACUCCCACUCCCCAACCACCUUUGGUCCAAUAACCAGAUCACAGGUUGCUUUUCCAGAGUGCAUAAGGGCCCAUUGGUCCUUGAUUAAUCACAUGCACAGUGGAGAAUUUUACCUGUGAAGAGGCAUGUUAAUUUCACUGUAAGGGUGUUGCCUGUUUUCGCAAGUAGGUUUUUGAUGUAUACGAGGGAACCUGUAGCCCUACAGAUGAUCUUGUACUCCAACUCCAAUCAGCCCCAGCCACCAGAGCCAGUGGUCAGGGAUGAUGGGAACUGUAGUCCAACAGCAAGGUUCCCCGUUCCUGAUGAAUAUAACACAGUAAGAAACUUGGUCCACUUCAUUUUGUUUUAGGACCUUGAGGGGGUCAGUUCAGUGUCAGGAGAAACCAGCUAGCAGUGAAAGGAGCCGUGGAGGGGGUUUGUCAUGUGAUAAGCACAAGGAGUCUUUCUGCCCUGUUCCAGACUUGGUUAUGUUGACUUUCUGAUACCUGCAGCAACUCUUUCCAGCACUCAAACAAUGUAUGCUUUUUGCUUUGCUGCUGAAACACAACUAUCUCUUGUGGGGAAGAAGGCAGCUGAUACAAUGAUUUCUUUCACAGAUCAAAAACAUAUGCAAGUUGUGGGGUGUGCUGUUGUGAGAGAACAGAGUUAAGACUAUAAAGCAGGAGUGGGAAAACCUGUGACCAUCCAGUGUUACUGGGCUACAACUCUCAUUAGCCCUGACCAUUGGCUCUGCUGGCCGGACUUGGUGGGUGUUGUUUGAGUACAACCUCUGGAGUUCCCCAGAAAGUCCCCAGCUCUGAACUCCUGGGUGAAAUAUGGCUGACCGCGUGGUGUUUGGCACCUCGUCCCACAAUCCCAGAGUCACUUAUUGGUGGCCAGAAAAACUAGUUGCUUUCAAGGCUUUUGAUGCCAAAACAGCCUUCCCCAAGCUGGUGCCCUCCCCUCCGAGUGUUUUGGAGUAUUGGUUUUAAUGUGGGGAAGGGGUUGUCGUCUCUUUGGUAGUAAUUCACUUUGGGUUGCCCUGGGCAAGAUAAAGCGACUUAACAAAUUUAACCCAGGGGUUAGGGACGAUGGGAGCUUUGGCCACAAGUUGGGAAAGGCUGCAUUCAAGAAUAACAAAUGGGGGAAACUGAUGCAGACAUAUGGAGGGCUGAUGGCAGUCUUUCCAUUUCUUCCAGAUUGCUGCUUCCCUAUCCCCUAUAUCAAACUCCAGGGUAGACAUGUAUAUUACACUUAUCCCGAAACAGGAAACGGACCUAUUAUCUGUUUAAAAUUAUAGGCCGAUCUCUUAAUGGAUUAUAAGCUGUUUGCAGUUAUAUUAGCACACCGUAUGAAAGUGUUAUUAAAGGAUAUAAUUCACCAAGACCAGGCCAGAUGUGUGCGGAGAGGGAGAUGUCAGAGCCCCGCUGCUCUCUAUGGGGAAUCGGAUAAGAGCGGACCGCCUGUCCGCUCUCAUCCGAUCCCAUCCAAUCUGAUCCCCACCCAGGACGGAUGGAAAAUAGGGUGGACACAGUCCGGCGCCCGCCUAGUGGGCGAAAAUUAGACAUUUUUUUUUUUAAUCUUUCGAAUUUUUCAAUUUUUCCCACGGCACACCAGGCAACAUCUCGCGGCACACUAGUGUGCCGCGGAACAGUGAUUGAAAAACACUGGACCAGAUGACCCUUUUGGUCCCUUCCAACUCUAUGAUUCUAUGAUUUCUGGGCCUCACAUCUGCAAAAUGAGAGUAGUGCAGGCUUAUUUCCUAAAGGUUGAGGACAGAUGAAAUAAGAUUUGGAUUACAUUGUCCACAAUUCAAAAAGUGUCCCACGCAUUGUUUCCCAAGGAACUCAUGUUCCCGGCUUGAUCAGUGGAAAAAGCCCUGGGCUCUUGGCCACAAACCUGGCCAGAGUUCUUCAUUGACUGGCCCUGCCAGCUUCUUCAUUCUUUACUGUUUCUCUUGCUAGGCUCAGCUACUGGAACUUCGGACUCAGAAUUACCAGCUUUCUGAUGAACUCCGCAAAAACACUGCUGGUAAGAAGCGGACCUUUCCCUGCCAGCCCCUUGAGACUGCCAGUAUCUCUGGUUACUGGGUACAGCAUGCUGUUCACAGGCUUCUGUGUUCUGCAACUGAGAUUAAAGCAGCAGUUCUCAACCUGUGGGUUGUUGUUGGACCACAACUCCCAUCAUCCCUGAGCUCUGGCCUUGCUAGCUAGGGGUGAUGGGAGUUGUAGUUCAACAACAUCUGGGGACCCACAGGUUGAGAAAGGCUGGAUUAAAGUAUCACAAUCACCUUGACUCAUAUUUAUUUAUGUUAAUAGUUGCACACAUGUAACAUGUGCUCUGUUCUGUGUUUCACAACGGAACUGUUGUAGAGUCUGGAAUUUUAAGGAAAAUAAUGGUUGCAGGAGGAAAACAUUAAGUAGGAGUGGUAUUUUCUGUACACACCAGGCUACCUGUGUGUUGUGGUUUUGUUGGAGCGCAAAAAACAAACAAAAAGGAAGGGGGGGUGGGAUCUGGUGUUGACCACAGAAUUCAGCUUUCAUUAAAAACCACCAGUAGUCCAUAUGAUUGCAAAGGCAUGCUUGGAAGUGUACAGGCAGUGCCUGGUGAAAUUGUAAAAUUGAAGCAAAUUGCCACAUCACCUUUCCUGUGGUUAGAGGGUUGGGUGUUGGUGGCCUAACCACAGCCUUUUACCUUCCUAUAAGUAGCAGAAGCAGAAUAAACUAUGCUGAAGUUCCAGGGGCUUGCCAGUCCCUCCGCAUCCUUGGACAAGGGAUGAAGAGGUUGCCAAACAGACAACUUCCCUCUCCAGAUUGAAGCUCUCUAGCCUUGCCAUCAGAUACGAAGUAGGGUUCCACCUCAACCAAUCGCUACUGGCAUCCUCUUUCGUCCUUUGUCCUUCUUUUGGCUGCUUUUGCCUUCCUUAAGGUGACUGGCUGACUGCUCUCUGUGCACUGUUGGAAGGCCUAACAUCUUUCUAUGCCUUCUUACCUCUUGUGAAACUUUCCCCUGACACUCCCGUUUGGCUGCUGUGCUCCCUGAGCCUGUGGUCUCUCUGUCAUUUCCAAAGACCAGGAAAAACAUCUCACUGCAGCAGAAACAUACACACACUCUGCUUCUGAAAUGCGGUUACAAGAGAGGACACGAAAUUUACUCUUUUAUAUGCAUGUAUUUAAAAUGUUGAGAUUCGAGUUCUGUGUCAGAUACCAGAGUUCAUGUUGUGUUCUACAAGUACAGAAUCAUAGAAAACCAGCGGCCCUCUCUCUAAAGUACUUCUUCAAUUCUGAUCCUUUGUUCCUUUGAUAUCUUUAGAAUUAAAUGGUCUUCGGCAACGGGUGACCUAUUUGGAUAAGGAAUUUACCAAAGCUCAGAAGGUAAAGUUCUUCAUUGCAGUGGAUGUGUGGAAGGGAGUGGGGGAACCACAUGGGAACAAGUGGGUAUACCCUGCCAUAGAAAUAAUUGACUCUGACUCUGGGGUGUAAUGAUAACUGUUUUCCCACCUUCCCAUUGAUGUAUUAUUAACCAAUUUCUCUCUUUCCCAGGCUCUGAAUAAGAGCAAGAAGGCUCAGGUAAGGCUUCUUGCAUGUGUUGCUUGCUGUGGGUGCUCCCAAUUAUCAUCCUGCCAAGGUCAACUCCAUCUCUCCCACCAACAUAUGUCAUCAUUUGAUCAUCCAUCUAUCAAUGGUUUGGGGAGCACCUCCAGCUUGUGGGCCUAUCUGAGCCCACCAGGUCCCCCCAUUUAGUCCACCUGUUUUCGCCAGACCACACACCUACCUGCCACACUAACAGGCAUCUGGGUAGGGUGACUGACCCUUUCCACCUGUCAAACUUGGCCUAGAGGUGAGGUGGCGGGAGAUACAGUUCAUGUGCCCCUGCUCUGCAAGGCCUCCUUUCCCCUGAUGAAGGUCCGCCUCCCCAUUCGUUGGGAGUAUCAAUAACCUAAGCUGAGGUGGAAGCAGCCCUACCCCCCAGAAAAAAACUGAUUUCCCUACCCAGCCCUUCUCCACCCCAGAACUUGAAAAAGAUCUGGCAUUCUGGGAAGAUGGGCCAUUUGAAGAUUCAGGAUAUAGUGACACAGCUACUUUUUGUGUGAUUAUAUCUGGCUCCAAGUGUCAAGUAGGGACGCAGGUGGCCCUGUGGGUUGAACCACAGAGCCUAGGACUUGCCGAUCAGAAGGUCGGCAGUUCGAAUACCCGCGAUGGGGUGAGCUCCCGUUGCUUGGUCCCUGCUCCUGCCAACCUAGCAGUUCGAAAGCACGCCAAAAAGUGCAAGUAGAUUAAUAGGUACCUCUCUGGCGGGAAGGUAAACGGCGUUUCCAUGCGCUGCUCUGGCUCGCCAGAAGCGGCUUAGUCAUUCUAGCCACAUGACCCGGAAGCUGUACGCCGGCUCCCUUGGCCAAUAAAGCAAGAUGAGCGCCGCAACCCCAGAGUCAGCCACGACUGGACCUAAUGGUCAGGGGUCCCUUUACCUUUAAGUGUCAAGUAGGGAGAAGAUCUGGGAACUGGCAGUGGACACUUGAGUAGGAAUAAUGCCUUCCAAAUAUCUUCCACUAAAAUGUAGAAGGGGGGGUCGGGUUUUCCUCCCCCUUCCCUCCCUUCCAGUUACACCCUUGUCCAAUCAAGUACCUCUGCUACCCAUCCUAUAGGUUGCGGCACUCUGCCUAUGGGUAAGUACCACUUGCCUAGGCUGAGUGGCUCUGUAUGUUACUGGGAGAAAGGCAGGAAGCUAACAGGAAGAUAGUAAGUAGGGGCAUUUCCUCUUGUGGCUGGGAAACAAGCAAACAAAUCUUCUGCUUGUGGAUUAGGUGCUGGCCCCUAGUGGAGGGACGAUGAGCACCACAGGGCUUGCGUCCGAGGUAUCAUGGAAUUCUCUCUUUCCCCCUGCAGGAGGUGGAUGCCUUGCUCAGUGAGAAUGAAAUGCUUCAGGGAAAACUGCACAGCCAGGAGGAUGACUUCAGGCUGCAAAACAGCACUCUCAUGCAGGAGCUGUCCAAGGUACUGACUGCUGAAGUUGCUUCUGCAGUAGCGCUAGGGGCCUGCCAGAGGGCGCUGCUGUGAGGCACAACAUGGCAUUGAGAGUCGCUGAUGAGCCGCCCAGAAUUCUGGCAUGGACGUUCACAGGAGCACAAGAAUCACACUGUUGUCAGAACACAGUAGGCUAACUGUGUAUAUGAUGCUGUGUUUUUAGUCUUCCAUCCACAGCUGUGGCCACAAGGAGAUACUUCCUCCUCUAAGAUCUUGUGUCCCCCUACACUGGGGGAGAGUAUAAAUAAAAUUUAUUAUUAUUACACCCUUUUUCAUGGGGACCACAGCUUAACAAAAUAGCGUACCAGACAGAGAGCAUGGUAGAUGUGCCAAAGGACCAGCUGUCAAGAGCUGUCUCCCUGAUUGCUUGGCUUCCUUUGGGUUUAUGAAAUAAUAUAUUUUACUCCUGUGCCCCAGCUGGGCAGUCAGACUGGUAGGUGGCACCAGUACAGGGUUUCACCUCCCCUCCUCCCUCGCCAUUGUGUGUUGCUUGAGUCAUAGAGACCGAGUUACUGAAUGCUUUCCUGUGUGGGCGGCACCUUGUUAGCCGCAGCGUUACUGUAAUUUGGAUAGUGUGGGUUAAUUAAUGUGGGCAGGAGUUUUUGAUACAAUCAUGGGUUUAUUUCCAGACCUGUGAAGUUGGAGCUGUUGCAGCCCUUACCUGCACCUUUCCAAAGAACAGUCAGAGGAGCAAAAGAGCUGUGCAGUCGUCAUGCUGGAGCAGGACUGGCUCCAACGACUGUUCUUCGGAAGGGUGCAGGUAGCUGUUGCUUCCUCUGGGAAAGAAGAUCCUGGUGUAGCAGUGUCCCUGUUUCUGCCCAGAUGGAUCAGCUGCAAAUGCCUCCCCGUUUCCCUGAAGACUGUGCUGUUGCCCGCAGUUAACCCUCUGGUCUCUCUAACCCAGCUGUGUGCCCAGAUCGAGCAGUUGGAGAAGGAGAACAAGAGUCUCCGGGAAGGGGGGCCAGCAGCCCCUGAAGGGCCCCCCCCAGCAAGUCCUGCGGAUGGGGAGCUGCUGAGGCUCCAGGCAGAGAAUGCUGCACUGCAGAAGAACAUGGCAGGUACCACUCUGCAUUGGGCUGGGCUUGCUCAGGAUCAACACAAGAAAGUCCGGGAAAUGGGGUUGGUUGGAUGCAGCGGAAGACCAACAAAGUGGAGCACCAAGAGCCAGGAGUGAACAUCUGGUGGCCUCUCGAUACUGUUGGGUUGUAACUUCCAUCACCCUCAGCAGUGAGUGGUCAGGGGUGUUGGGAGUUGGAGUCCAGCAACAUCUGGAGGGCUAUAGCUUCUCCAUCCCUGACCAUGUAUCUGUUAUAUAACCCAUGUGCAUGCUGAACUGUCCUCCCAGUCCUGUAUUUGUCAAGAUCAGGGGUCAACAACCUAAGGCCCAUGGGCCACAAGCGACCCAUGGGGGUGGUUUAACCAGCCCAAGAGCCACUCACGAACUGAGCCACCUGCUUGGCGAGUCCCCGCACUAAACCAGCACGGCGUGGUGCGGCAACUCGCUUCUGCGGUGCCAGAAAUCUUGUCUGCGCAGAUGCAGAUGUUGGAAAUCGCAGGUGUGCGCGCGAUCCAGCCCACAAAGGGAUCUCUGCUGUAGUGAACCAGCCCAGGCGAGGUAAACCUUGCCAACCCCUGGUCUAAAGAGAGUUCCUUGCCUGCAGCAGAACACACAAACCUGUGGUCCUCCAGAUAUUGUUGGACUAUAACUCCCAUCAUCCCUGAUCAUCGGCCGUGCUUUCUGGGGCUCCUUGGAGCUGGAGCCCAGCAACGCUUGGAGGCCAUAGGUUCUCUAGCUUCCUCCUGGGAGGUUGGAGCCUCCAGAGUUCAGAUCCUGUCUCAGAUCUGAAAUUGGGUGGUCUUGACUCUUGCCAGUCUUUCUCAGGCCCACGACUGUAGCGAUGGCAAAGCGCUUGGCACCAUUUUCAAAAGGCUGGUUUCCAAUAAUAAUUUUGCAGGGCAAAGGGGCACUGGUUGAGAUGGGGAUGGGGCUUUGGAGGCAAUCUGGGUUGAAUCUGGGGACCCACAGCGGCAGCUCUUGUUCCUCAGCUUUGCAGGAGCGCUAUGAGAAGGAAGUGGCCCGGCAGGGAGAAGACCGAGGUGGCGGGGAGGGCGACGCCUCUGUGGAGUCUCCUCCUGCUGGCCAGGCGGGUUCGGAGCCGCAGGCAGCUGACAGCAGCACCUCCCAGCAGCUCCUGUCCGAGGUGGAACUGAAGUGGCAGACAGAGCGGGAGGAGAAACGGCUCCUGAAGGAGCAGCUGCAGAGCCUCGAGGUGCGUGGGCGUGUGGAGGAGGCACCAUUGGGUUCUGCUGCCAUCCUCCUGCCAGCCUUUGGCUUCUAGCCAGGAGCGGCAGCUUGAGCUGGUCAAAAGCAGCCUGCAAGGAGAGCUGCUUCUUUUGCACCCCCUUCUGGAAUUCAGAUGCUCAGCAAAUUAAACCUAGUUCUGGUCUCCCCUCCAAAAACCCUUGCUGGAGAGCCCAGCCAGACAUGGCAGGGAGCUUGGGUUUCUGGGCCGAGGGCUACUGUUCAAGCCUUGUGCUGACCAAGGGAAAAGAUUAAGCAUUCCCCAGUUUUCUGCCAUCUACUCCCUGGCUAAGCAUCCCUGUGCCAACUGCGCUCCAGGGGAACUGGCCCUGAUCCGGGUGCUGCAAGUCAUUCAGUGUUUCUUCCCGGCUGUUGCGCACUUCCUCCUGUGCCCUGUUCUCACAGGGGCCAACCAGAGGUCUGUGGGAAGUGGGACCUUUCUCUCGGCUUGUGAUUGCCAGCAGCUGGUGUUCAGAGACCAAGAAGCCGCUAACAGUGGAGGCAGAGCUUAGCCAUCGUGGCGAGAAGCCGCUGAUAGCCCACUCUUCUAUGAAUUUGUCUAUAUUGGGGGCUGAGUCACUCUAGUUUCUUUUUUUUCCCCUUCAAAUUUUUUUAUUUUAUACCGCAACUUAACAACACAAACAGAAAAACAGACAAUACAAACUAAUUCUUGUCUUAUUCUUAUUUUUUCUAAACAUUGUUAGGUGAGCUUCCCCAAGUUCUCCCAUCUGAUUUUCAUUUUACCUCAUCUUUAGCAGUUUACAUAUAUCAUAAUUUUAAACCAUUUUUUAAAUCACACUUACUUUUACCAUGGAAAUCGUAACAUUUUAUCCCUUACAAGUAAUACUAUUUUAAAAUACACUGUGUUCUACUGCUAAUCCUACAGCCUAUAUCCAUUUCCAAAACUAUUCUGUAUUUUCAAAUAUUCUUUAAAUUUCUUCCAAUCUUCUUCCACCAUCUCUUCUCUCUGGUCCCGGAGUCUCCCAGUCAGUUCAGCAAGUUCCAUAUAGUCCAUCAUCUUCAUCUGCCAUUCUUCGAUACUUGGUAAAUCCUGUUUCUUCCAGUUCUUUGCUAAUAAAAUUCUCGCAGCUGUUGUGGCAUACAGAAAAAAAGUAGCACCCUUUUUGGGGAUUUCACCCCCGAGUCAGCCCUAGUUUUUUGGUGGUGGAAAUGAAGAGCGAAGGUCUUGCCCCUCUCUUGCUGCUGCACUAAGCCCCCUGUUCCCUUAUGGACCAGGCUUUGCCAACCAGGUGUGCUCUGAACGUUGUGGAUUACAGCUUCCCUUAGCCCCAGCCAGUACAGCUUGAUUGUGAAGGCUGUUGCAGACUUGGCAGGGGUGCUGGAAUGGUUUUCUGAGAGAGAGAGAGAGAGAGAGGGAGGAGAAGCACUCUGAACCCUGGAGAAAUGUGUACUUUUGUUUGCCUCCUGUAGGCAUGCAAGACGACAGAGAUGUCUCGGUUGCAGCAAGAACUCAGCAAGGUAAGGAGGAGAUGUAAACACCUGUGUGUGCUUUCCACUUCUUGUGGGCAGGGAAAGUGGAAUGGGUGGGCGGCAUGGAUGUUUUUGAGGGGCGGUCAUGGUUGCCAUUGGGAACUCACAGCCCAUUCUCUCCCCUGUACAGCUGGCUGAGAAGCUCAAGAAGAAACAGGAGAGGUAAGUUUCUUUCUUAUUAGCAGUCAGGACUUUCUGCCACACCCAGCUAAUAAGCGUGCUUCCUAUCAUUGGGCAUUGACACGGAGGAGUCAAUGCAGGGCUGAGUUUGUUCUGCAUCUUUGUAGAAUCUGGAAUCUGACAUUCUGCAACUGGUUUGAUUUGGGUUUAUAUAUAUGCAUAUUUUUAUUAUAUAUUCUCAUAUAACACUUCAACAGCAUAAAAUACAGUGGUACCUCGGGUUACAGAUGCUUCAGGUUACAGACUCCGCUAACCCAGAAAUAGUACCUCAGGUUAAGAACUGUGCUUCAGGAUGAAGCCCCAUUAGCUAAAGUGGUGCUUCAGGUUAAGAACAGUUUCAGGUUAAGAACAGAAUGAAUUAAGUUCUUAAUCCGAGGUACCACUGUACUGCGGGGGGAGUUCUUGCUGUGUUUAGGACAGUGUGUCCUUUUGGGAAACCUACCCUGAUGCAUGUGUUUAACAUUUCCCUCUGUCUUGCCUCCCCCCUUCUUAGCUUUCUGCGGCUUCAGACCGAAAAGGAAGCUCUCUACAAUGACAGCAGGUAUGGAGCGAGUUUCCUAGAGCAGGGUUUCCCAAACGUAGGUCUCUGGCUGCUUUUGGACCCUAGCUAGUGGUUCCCACAUACACACAGUGAUUGGAAACCCAGCCAGAUGGGUGGGGAAUAAAUAAUAAAUUAUUAUUAUUGGUUCACAGUUUGGACAAGGCCAUGGCAGAAAGUCCCCUGGGUGGAGCAAAGACUCCUGGAGGGGCAAAGUGAGCAGUAGGCAAUGGUGGAAGUCACUGCUGGUGGCUGCAGCCUUGACCAGCAGAAGACCACAAAAGGCUGAUGGCAUUAUGUAGCCUGGCAGGCUGGGACCAGGAAUAUGAGCUUGCGAGGGCCAGUCAAUGGGUGGAAUGAGCUGCGUCACAUGCCUGGUUGGGCUGGAGCAAAGGCACAUGGUCACAUACCCAGGAGUUCCAGGAACGUUCCUGCAUUGCACUGUGCCAGGAAAUGUUGCGUUCUUCCCAGCCUCCACCCAUAUUUUAUUGUGCUUUAUUUACCCAUUUUAAACCUUACUUCCACUCUGAGAAGAGUGCUUAAGGCAGCUUAACAACACGUUGCAAGCAAGGCAAAGAGCACAGGACACUCGUAGUGAUGCAACACGAUAUCGAACCGCAACCGGGCAACAUGCUGUGGUCAGAGAGGUUAAGGCUGCAACGCUAACCUCGCUGAAUUUGGGAGUAAGCCCCAGUGAAUUCGGUGGGACAACUUCUGAAUAGACAUGGUUAGAAUUGUGCAGGAACAGAACUGGGCAGAAAGCAAGCUGAAGGCUCACCUGAACAAGGAAGGUUUUCAGAGUGAGAUGGGGCGCGAGACAAGGGGUUUGUGCAGUCUGGGUGCUGCUGCGGAGAACUCCUGUUCUCUUGUAGCUGAAGGUGGCUUGACCAGUUUGUGGUAGGCUAACUAGCGCCUGCUGGUUGCUGGCAUAAGAGGUCCUGGAUCCUGGUCCAGCAAAAUGUCCCCAUAAAAAUGAGAUUGAAAUGGCUGUGAGAAUUACCAGUAAGAGGGGAAAUGGGUGCAUUUUGUUGAAGCCCCUUCCCUCUGUUAGUAAGCCCUCUUGUCCGCCUUUCAGGACCAAAAUUGAGGAGAUCCAACAGCGGAAGGAGGAUGAACUCAAAUCCCUGCAGGUUCGCAACCAGAAGCUGCAGCAGGAGCUCCAGACAGCAAACCAGGUGAGAGUUGCCUUCCCCUUCCUUUGGAAAGGAUGAGCUCCAGAUUUAGCUCUGCUCAGGGCACGAGUUCAUUGGUUGCCCCUCAUGGUUCAGAAAUAGAGUUCAGGGCCUUUAUUUCUUCAGCUGGAAAACCUGUUGAUAGAAGUGUUUCAAAGCUCAGCCUAGCUCCUCACCUCUGUAUCUGUUUCUCUACAUCCACCCACCCCAUCCUCAGUUCUGAAAUCUACAUUUGGCAUAAUUGUGGCCUAGCAUGGAUAAAGGUGUAUCUUUAUUGCUAUGAUGAACUGCCGCAGGAAUCCUAGAAAUUGUGGUUCAAUGAGAGAGCUGAGGAUCUUCACCAGAACAUUCCUAGCAUCUCACUAAAUAACAGUUCACAAAUUCCUUGGUUUGAGGACAGCUAUGACUGACGUAGGGGAGGUGGGUGGCGCUGUGAUCUAAACCACUGAGCCUAGGGUUUGCCGAUCGGAAGGUCGAAAGCACAUCAAAGUGCAAGUAGAUAAAUAGGUACCGCUCCAGCGGGAAGGUAAAUGGUGUUUCCGUGCGCUGCUCUGGUUUCGCCAGAGGUGGCUUAGUCAUGCUGGCCACAUGACCCGGAAAACUGUCUGCGGACAAACGUUGGCUCCCUUGGCCAGUAAAACGAGAUGAGCGCCGCAACCCCACAGUCAUUCGCAACUGGACUUAACUGUCAGGGGUACUUUAUCUUUUUUUUUAUGACUGACGUACCAUAAAUAAGCCCAGAUAGAACAACCUUAAAAACAACAACAUUAAAAUGGGAAAGGCUAGAAUAUAUCAUUUCUAUCUCUUUUCUGUUUUGCUGUGAGCCAGAUUCCUACUUAUCUACAUAGUCCUUAUUGGUGAACCACCUGUAUAUCGGUGACUGGUAUGUUGAUGAAAUCUUCCCCUGAAUCUCACUGCCUGAUCAGAUUGUUCCUCGCUUCACAGGGCUUCUCAGAUUUAAAGGACCAACUGCAGAGCCGUCGGAAAGAGCAUGAGGUGGCCUUGCAGGCCCUACAGGACCAAGUGAGUUCCCUCUGCCCCACACUCUCUUUGUUGAGAAACUCUGGUCUGUAUCAAACUUUAUUGGCAAGGCAUAAAUCCCUUUUAUUAUGGGUCUGUGCCAGGGGUCAGCAAACUUUUACAGCAGGGGGCUGGUCCACUGUCCCUCAGACCUUGUGGGGGGCUGGACUAUAUUUUUUGGGGGGAAAUGAAUGAAUUCCCCACAAAUAACCCAGAGAUGCCUUUUAAAUAAAAGGACACAUUCUACUCAUGUAAAAAAAAAACCUGAUUCCCGAACCGUCCAUUCGCCGGAUUUAGAAGGCGAUUGGGGCGCAUAGUUUGCCUACCCAUGUUUUAUACAGAGUAAAUAACCUCUCCAUUUGAGCAUGUAUCUUUGUCUUAUGGUAAGAAAUUAUUUUAUUUUUUUGCUGGGAUGGGUAGGGCAGAACUACUUGACAUCAACGUUUGACAUCAAGAAAAUGGAAUUCUGUGUCCUGCAUUUUGCAUAAUUUUGCUUCUGGUCCCAAAAUUUGUUGGGAGCCGCCCAGAGUGGCUGUGGUAACCCGGUCAGAUGGGUGGCAUAUAAAUAAUAAAAAUAUUAUGGCUACUAUUAUUUAAAAAGUCUCAAACCCCUGGUGAGUUAGGAACUUGCCCUGCAUGUGAAGACAGGCUUUGGAAAGAAGGAGGGAGUCCCAGCCAAAGAAGAAUGGAUACAAAAACUUAUGGAAUAUGCAGGAAUGGCAAAACUUAUUGGAAAAAUAAGAAAUCAAGAUAACGAACUUUGUAUAUAAGAAUGGAAAUGGUUUAUUGAAUAUUUACAAAUAAAUUACAAACAGAUAAGAACAUUGGUGGGAUUAUUGUAAUAACCUGCAGUUUUAUAAGAGUAUAUAUUUAAAGUAGAUGAAUAAAUGAGUAAAUUAAGUUAAUUUGGAUGCGCAGAAAAUAUAAGAAAUUUAAGGAACCGCAGAAAGAGGGGGAAGGAAGUCAAGUUUUGAAAUGUUAAAAUGAUUAUAAAAUUAUUGAAAUGUAAAAAAGAAAGAAAGACAGUCUCUGGCAGAUGGAGCAGACAAGAACAAUAGUGGUUUUUAAUGGUCAAGAAAGGGGUUUCUGCACAUGCUGUAGAGGGAAGUGAUGGGGCUCUUCAACCUGAGAAGAAAGCCCGUCUAGGAGAAGGAAAACUCUGAUCCUAAACCUCUGCUACCAUGCGGGAUAUCUUUGAGAGGCAAUCUGCUAUUUGGGCUACCUGCCUGAUUGUGAAUUGUGUUGGAGAGAGGAUUCCCCUCUAAAGGAUUGUGCUUUACUUUUAGUUACUGUUUUCUGAUCUGUAACGCCCACAGGGGAUUUCUUGUUCUAAAUGUUCACUUUCACUUCCUCCCUCCUCCAUCUUGAGCUCCUUCAAAGGAUGUUUUACAUCUAUCUUAAAAAUCCCAUUGCUUGUUCAUUUUCAUGGUGCAUUCUACAUUUCUCGUGUUCUAAAAUCAGAGCAUGAAAUGUAAAAAUGUGUAAAAGCUAUGGAGCAGGGCAAGUUCUGGAGCAAAGAACUAUAUUAUGAGUUUAUAACAUUGAGAAUAUAUGUAGAGUUAAUCUAGUGCCCCCAUGGUUCCUUCCCUGCCAAAAAAUGUUGAAGUGUGAACAUUACAAAUUGUGUGCUAGAAAGGUACAGCUCAGAUUCUGUACCAGGGAAACUGGAUUUUGAAGCUUGCAUAGAGUGUGCCAAUUUGUAUAGUGGCCCACCUCAAAUCUGGUGUUAGCGUUUGGUUGCAAUCAAUAAUGGGGACGCUUUCCUGGUGUGUGGACUCAGUGUAUGUCCCACCAUGCAAGUUCGUUGCACUGGGCUUAUCAUACACUAACCACUGGAAAUCCAUCUCCAGCUUUUGAGAUUUCACCAGUCAUUGCCCAUAUACUUUUACACCAAGUUUUACAGUCUAAAGACCCAGGUUUUUAUUUUUAAGGAAAGAAUUCUAUACCAGUUUCUGUGUGGCACAAACAUUGGAUUGUGGAGCAUGUAGCUUUGGAUGUGGCCUGAAAAACUGCUGGGGCUUAGUUUGAUCUGCCCCUAGGCUUCCCAGACUUGAAUUGGGGGCUCAUAAGAGAGAGAGAGAGAGAGAGAGAAACCAAAGAAAAGCUUUGCUUUGGGUAGGCUUUUCUUCUUCAUAAGUGAGUUGAAAUUGAUAGUUGUGUUAGAGAGGAGAAGGACCUGAAGGAUUUCUGCUACUGGUUAGAGUGGCAGAGUAAAUCCUGGAAGUUUUCUCCCUUCUCAAACGGAGUAGAUACUAGCUCACUAAUCUUGAGCCAUCUGGAUUGCUUUAUACAAUCCAUCUGGAUCAGCUUAGAAGAUGACUUGCCUAUUAAAACUGUACAGGGUGCCUCUUCUACAGAGCACUGUUGGCAAGGGGAUCUGGGCCAGGGGGUGGUUUUGUCAGGAAUCAACUGGAGGGUUUGUUUUCUAACCUCAGGUUACUGGGAGGUGUGGGGUUGGGGGUUGAGUCAGGAUGUGGAACAGAGCAGGUGGAGGCUCAGCCUUAUUUAUCAGGGAAAGGCAAUUAGCCAGACUCCUGAAGGUAAAGGGACCCCUGACCAUUAGGUCCAGUUGUGGCCGACUCUGGGGUUGCGGCGCUCAUCUCGCUUUAUUGGCCGAGGGAGCCGGUGUACAGCUUCCGGGUCAUGUGGCCAGCAUGACUAAGCCGCUUCUGGUGAACCAGAGCAGCGCACAGAAACGCUGUUUAACUUCCCGCCGGAGUGGUACCUAUUUAUCUACUUGCACUUUGACGUGCUUUCGAACUGCCAGGUUGGCAGGAGCAGGGACCGAGCAAUGGGAGCUCACCCUGUUGCGGGGAUUCGAACCGCCGACCUUCUGAUCGGCAAGUCCUAGGCUCUGUGGUUUAACCCACAUCGCCACCCGCUCCCUACAUAGGAAGGUACCUUAUACCAAGUCACACUUCUGGUCCACAUCACUCAGUCUUGUCUGCAGUGAUUGGCAAUGGCUCUCCAGGGUUUCAGACAGGGGAUUUUCCAGCCCUAACUUGAGAGGUCAGGGAUUGAAGCUGGAACCUUUGCAGGCAAGCAGAUGCCCCGGCCCUGAGCCAUAAUGUGGAGGGCCUGUCUCGCGCUUGCCAGCUCCCCUCCAUAACCUCCUUCUCGACCCCUCCUAUCUUACCAUCCAGCAAUAUUUUCCCCUUCGUGUUUUGCUUUCACGUUUCUUUUCCUAGGCCUCUUUUCUUCCUAAGAGGUUUCCCCUCCCCCUCUUCAUUUGCAUUUAUCAACACUCCUCCUUUUUCUAAAUAUGCCUUGUGCUUAUUUUGAGUCUUUAAUAACAGUGCCUUGUCUCAAUAACUAUGUGUACGAAACAUGUUUUGUUUUGUUGGUCUCUUUGAAAUUUGCAGUUCGUGUUGAUUUCCCCUCCUCAUUUGGUUUUAAAGCAAAGGAAACCUGCUUUUUCUAUUAAAAGCAACAACAACCCCCUAUUGCAAUACUGCUGCCUCCGUGUUCUGCUUUGUAUUUUUAAUCCCUUCUCUCCUUUUUCUCCUGCUUUGGUCUUUCUUUCUUUCUUUCUUUCUUUCUUUCUUUCUUUCUUUCUUUCUUUCUCCCUGUCUCCCUCUGGUCCCUAUCCUUUGCCCAUCCUGUGCUUCGUUGGGCAUCAGGUUGCUUGCCAAAGUGCGGAGAGCCAGGAACAGGUUGAGACCAUUCUGUCUGAGAACGAUGCUCUGAGAACCAAUCUGGCAGCGUUAGAACAGGUACCAGGCCCUCUGCGGAUGCAAGCGCUCAAGAGGGUGGUAUAGGGUGGCAGCGGAAGCUGGGAUGGGAAAGACCAAGGCUGGCAAUUUUUAACAGGUGUGUGCAUGCACACAUACAUGUGCACGCACCCUGUUUUCAGCUCCAGAGCUCUGAGGCCCCAUUUGUACUAUACAGUUAAAGCAGCAUCAUGCCGCUUGAAACAGUCACCGCUUCCCAAAGAAUCCUGGGAAUUGUAGUUUGUUAAGGGUGCUGAAUGUUGUUAGGAGACCCCUGUUCCCCUCACAAUUCCCAGAUUGGUUUAACAGCCGGUCCCUCUUGGCAAGGAACUUUGGGGAACCUGUGGCCCUCCAGAUCCCAGAAGGCCAAGCGUGACUUGGGUGGGUGUACAGUCUACAAGGCAUCCUGUGGUUUCCUCAAAAUGACCCGAGCCUCCUCUCUUCCCCACCUGCACCCUCUCUCUCACCAUGUAGAUACAGACCUCCAAGACCCAAGAGAUGAAUCUGAUGCGAGAUCAGGUGGCGGCACUGGGGGCUGAGCUGCAGCAGCGGCAGAGCGAGAAGGAGGUGCUGGCGGCCCAGCGGGAGGACCUCAACACUCAGCUGCAGGUAGGCCCAAGGUUCUGUUGAUCCUCCCAGGCCUUUCCAGAGGCCCCCAGGGGCGUCUGCUGCAUCAUACGGGGUCAGCUGACCCACUUUGCAUAUUCAGGAGGGGAGGGAAGAAGCACAUCUCAGCACACUGCAUUUCCUUCCUCCCACCACCCUUGGGGCACGCUAUGCAAAAUGGCCAGUUUUAGAACGUUUGCCGUUCAGAUUGCAACGACAGCAAGAAGGUAGAAAGAAGGCUCGGGUCCUGCUUCGCUGCCCAAAAGUUUGUUUCCAUGACUUAUUAAUUUUCUCCUCUACUUUCAUUUUAUCUCUUUAUAGUACCCCUUCCUGCUUCUAGUUCCCCACCCUGGCCAUAUCUUUUCCUUCCUUUCAACUAUUCCUUUGGGUGCUCAGUCAAUUUUCUCUCCUCACCUUCACCACCCUUCCUUCUGUUCCAGAUGAAACAUUUCACCGACGUUUCGGUGCUGGACUUUGUCUCUAACUUCUUUUUAAGUGGUGGGUGCAAAACGGUGGUUCAAGUAUAUUGAGGGAUCACUUAACAAAAAUGACUUGGUUAAGUUUCGUUUGCCUAUGUUGGAAAAAGUUCCACCCUUUUUUCACUCUUAACUUGGAUGGUGAGCACAAAAGGGUAUUUAAAGUUCUUAGCAUGUACAUGAAGUGCUUGUGGCCGGGGCGGGGGGCAGAUGAGUGUUCAAAGUGCACCAUGUGACAGAACUGGGGUGCUGAGGAAAUAACGUGGGGGACGGGGAAGGGCCUUGCUCUACAGCCAUCUUAAUUUUCUCCCUUAGGAGUCUCUCCGGGCCAACACUCGUCUCCUGGAGCAGCUACAAGAAAUAGGACAGGAGAAGGAGAGAUUGCUACAAGACCUUGAUGAAACCAGAAAGGUGAGGAGUUUGGGGGCAGGAAGGAGGGAGGGGCAGGUAGUGGAUUUAAUUCUGUUUGGCACCCAGUUUAGCUGAAGAAACUCGCCACUUCACUUUGGACUCUGGCCACAUUCAGAUGUAGCUUCAAACCAUGGUGCAGAACACAGAGUCUGAGGCUCGUGUGUUACUUCUUCCUCCCCCCUUUGCACCAGGGUUUCUGAACUGACACUCACCCCAAUCAUCAGCAAAACCUGGCUUGUUGUUGUGUCUGAAUAUGGCAUGCUAUGGCUUCCUCAAACCAUAAAGGUAAAGGGACCCCUGAUCAUUAGGUCCAGUCAUGACCGAUUCUGGGGUUGCAGUACUCAUCUCGCUUUAUUGGCCGAGGGAGCCGGUGUACAGCUUCUGGGUCAUGUGGCCAGCAUGACUAAGCCGCUUCUGGCGAACCAGAGCAGCGCACAGAAACACUGUUUACCUUCCUGCCAGAGUGGUACCUAUUUAUUUACUUGCACUUUGAUGUGCUUUGUAACUGCUAGGUUGGCAGGAGCAGGGACCGAGCAACGGUAGUUCACCCCGUCUUGGGGAUUCAAACUGCCAACCUUCUGAUCGGCAAGUCCUAGGCUCUGUGGUUUAACCCACAGCGCCACCCGCGUCCCUUUCCUCAAACCAUAUUGUCAGGGAACUGCCAUCAGUGCCGGAGGGAGAGAGCAAAAGCCAGAGGGAUUCCAGAGAGCGUCCAGGGAUUGGGAGAAGCAGCCCAUCUUCUGGGGAAGAGAAUCAGCGUAGCACCAGUGGAGAAGGGGGGCAGAUGGGGGAAGCGGUGAGGUGGUCCCAUGACUCCUUGCCGGGGACCAGGGGGAGAGUAGGGGUCCUCCGCUGCCUACGCCCUCCUUGCGCUGAAGGCUUUUGCGCAGAGAGAGUAGGAGGAGACAAGGCGUCAAAGAGCUGCUUUGCUGGAAGAAGUUUAAGAAAUGCCCACUGACGGAUUCUGCCAGCGAUUGAGUCAGCCACGGGUGAGUGGCUGUCCGGACAGAAAAGGUUCACUUAGGCAACCCAGCCAGGUGUUUGCACCGGCUUACGCACGAGCAACCCCUAGAACCACUACACAUAUUUUGCCCUGAAUUCUGAUUUUCAAAAGGCAAGUAAGAGAUCAGUUCCAGAAAUCCCCAGGUCUGUGAUGGGAGGAGUGAGUCUGUGGGUCUGAGGCUCAGCUUUGCUCAUGCAUGGAACACCGAACAAUAGUUUGCUCUGUCUCUUGAUACGGCCAGCCUGUUACCUGCCUUAAACAAGACACAGAUUGGAUUCCAUCCGCUCUCAAGCAUUUUGAAAACCCACAGCUGAUGGGACUGGAGGAAAGUGAAAGACAAGGGAGAAGAGGAAUUCGGGCAGGGAAUGGUAGCUUUGAGAACUUGCGGUGAACUGUAGCGGUUCCUGCUGACUCAUGAAAGCCUACUGAAUUCUGCCUGGUUUCCAGGCUUUCUUGAAAAACUGGCUUAUAAGUAUAAAACCAAAUUUACUAGAUUAAUAGCUAGAAUAGAGAUAGACUUGUAACCAUUCAAGCAACAAACAUACUAAGGUGCCAUGUGCAAGACGAAGCCUGGAAAUACUGUAAACAUGGAGUGGAUAAAUGUACAACUCUAUCUUAACAAGUUCCAUGUGCAAUAAACGUUAUACAGACUGGAUAAAUGAACCGUUCAACAAGUAGCGUAAGUGCAAUCACAGAAUGGCAACCCCGUGCCGCCACAAUGGCAAGGGUAGCCCACUGGAGAAUAUGAAGAAAUUUUUCAAAGCUGUUUUUGAAAGAUUGAACUGGAUGAGAUGUUCUUCAAUGGGUCUUGAGUUGGAAACACAAAGCCGUAUGCAUGGAUCAGUCACAGGAAGGCAAAUCAAAGCUACCACCCUGGUGAGAAUAAUGCAAAUGGGCAAAAGGAGACCUGUUCUCCGGAUAUAUUACAGGUUUCGCUACACGCUUCAUCAGUCCGAAAAGCUGCAUGAUACAAAAUAGUACUCCAAUUCGUACUCCCUACCUGCCCGCGGACUGUCUCGCCAGAGUGUUGCAUGUUCUAGUUAUCUCCCACUUGGACUACUGCAACGCGCUCUACGUGGAGCUACCUUUGAAGGUGACCCAGAAACUGCAAUUAAUCCAGAAUGCGGCAGCUAGACUGGUGACUGGGAGUGGCUGCCGGGACCACAUAACACCAGUCCUGAGAGAUCUGCAUUGGCUCCCAGUACAUUUCCGAGCACAAUUCAAAGUGUUGGUGCUGACCUUUAAAGCCCUAAACGGCCUCGGUCCUGUAUACAUGAAGAAGUGUCUCCACCCCCAUUGUUCAGCCUGGACACUGAGAUCCAGCGCCGAGGGCCUUCUGGCGGUUCCCUCGCUGUGAGAAGUGAGUUUACAGGGAACCAGACAGAGGGCCUUCUCGGUAGUGGCGCCCACCCUGUGGAACACCCUUCAGAUGUGAAGGAAAUAAGCAGCUAUCCUAUCUUUAAAAGACAUCUGAAGGCAGCCCUGUUCAGGGAAGUUUUUAAUAUUUAACACUGUACUGUUUUUAACACUUGAUUGGGAGCCGCCCAGAGUGGAAGGCGUGUGGUCUGUGUUUUCAUUGUCCUAUAUCUUCUGCCCGAAGGCAACAGUUCAAAGAAGUUGUGAGCAGGAUGGGUGGGAUCUCUCAGGAUAUUGUGUGACUUCUUCAAAGUGCGAGACGUGAAGAUCUCAUCCAGGGUUGGUAGUUGGAGCCCAAUAACAUUCUGGGCAAUUUUAAUUAUUCUCUGUAAAGCUUUUUAUCCGUUUCAGAGCUGCUCCCAUACCACGAUAAUAUACUAUAUGUUAAGACACUCUCGAUGGUACUGUGAUAAUAGGACAGAAGUAGGUGCUGAGAUAGAUUCAGUCCCCUGAGCAUUCUCAGGAAAUACAACCCCCCUGCACCUUCCUCACAACCAUAUUAAUAUUUACAGUCCAUGAGAGGUCCUCAGAGAUGUAAGUGCCCAGGUAUUUAAAACUACCAACCCUCUCCACCUCCUCGCCAUUUAUGUGCAAUGGUAAAAAUACGCUUUUCUUUCUCCUAAAGUCAAUUAUGAGUUCUUUGGUUUUUUGGUGUUAAGCAUAAGAUUGUUUUCUUUACACCAUUGAAUUAACCCCUGUACUUCUUUCCUAUAAGCAGUCUCAUCGUUCUCACUAAUGAGCCCCACCACUGUUGUAUCAUCCGCAAAUUUGAUGAUUGUGUUGGACUCAUACAGUGGGUGCAAUCAAAUGUGUACAGGGAAUAGAGAAGGGACUUAGCACACAUCCCUGAGGGGCUCCUGUGCUUAAUACUAGAGUAGAAGAAUAGUAAGGGCCCAUUCUCACUGUCUGCGGCCUAUCAGUCAGGAAAUUCCUUACCCACAGACAGAUCUUCUGAUGUAUACCCAAAUUGGUCAUUUUAAGAAAUAACCUGUCUGGCAGAAUUGUAUUGAAGGCAGAACUGUAGUCCACAAACAACAGCCUUGCGUAGGUUCCCUGUCGUUCUAGAUGACUCAGUACAGUAUGGACAGCGAUGGAAAUAGCAUCAUCAGUAGAUCUAUUUCUUCUGUAUGCAAACUGGAACGGGUCUAGAGUGGAUGGAAGACCAGCCUUAAUAUGAUCUAGCACCAAUCUCUCAAAACAUUUCAUAACGACAGAUGUUAAGGCUAUUGGUCUAUAGUCAUUGAGAGAUACCACCACUGACUGCUUGGGGACUGGCACUAUAAUCGAUGUCUUCAGGCAGGUAGGGACAGAACCCUGCAACAGGGAUAGAUUAAAAAUGUCCGUAAACACACCAGCUAAUUCUGCAGCGCAGUCCCUAAUAGCCCGUCCCAUGAUUCCAUCCGGUCCAGCUGCCUUCCUAAUGUCAAUGCUCCGAAAGGCACGUUGUACGUCAUCAGGUCUGUAAUAAAAAUGGUUGUCUAUCAGUAGUAGUUUCUGAUGAUGUGCUGGUAGCCAAUGCUGUAGUGACGGUAGUUCCAGUUCCCACCUCAAGGCGACUAAAAAAUUGAUUCAGUUGAUCAGCCAGGUGCGCACUGCUGCUAGCCAGUUCGUUUUUAAUAUUUUGCCCUGUAAUUUGUCGCAGGCCUUGCCAUACUCGACGAGGGUCGGAGCUCUCAAAAUGUUUUUCGAUCCUCCGGCAGUACAUAGCUUUGGCGUUCCUAAUGCCCUUUUCAAUUUGGCUCUGGCUUCUCUAUACUGUUGCGCAUCACCAGAGUGAAAAGCAGCAUUUCUUGCCUUUAACAGAAGAUACACAUCCCUGUUUAGCCAGGGCUUGUUGUUAGGGAACACCCGUAUUUGUUUGGUGGUAGUGACAACAUCAAUGCAGCUUUUAACGUAGAACAGUACUGUUGAAGCGUAUGUGUCCACAUUAUUCUCCACAAAGAGCGACCACUCGGUGCUCCGAAGCAAUCUUGAAGUUGCUCAGAUGCACCUACUGGCCACACUCGUAUCUCUCUAGUUGAUGGUCUAAUUCUGCGUACGAGAGGUCUAUAUGAUGGUAUCAUAAGUAAAGAUAUGUGGUCUGACUGCCCCAAAUUGGGCAAGGGCUUGGUCUUGUAUCCAUGCAUGAUGUUACUAUAUACUCGAUCCAGGGUAUUUCUCCCCCUAGUGGGACAAUCAACAUACUGGUGGAACUUAGGGAGCACAGUUCUUAAAUCGGCUCGGUUAAAAUCACCAGCAACCACAAAUGCUCCAUCCGGGUGGGCCCGCUGCUGUCUGCUAAUAGCAGUUAGCAGGUGGCCCAUAGCUGUAGUAGUGUUUGCAUCGGGAGGUAUAUACACCGCUGUUAUUAUAACAACAUUAAACUCACGUGGCAAAUAAAAAGGGCGGCACUUCACCACUAGGUACUCCAAUUCAGGAGAGCAAUGCGUGUCCUGGGGUGGCUGGGGAAACUCAGCCAGAUGGGCGGGGUAUAAAUAAUAAAUUACUGUAUUAUUAUUAUUAUUAUUAUUAUUAUUAUUAUUACAAUGUGUGGUAAACCAUAAAAAUUAGAAAAUAUCAGUCUCAUAAGAGUGCUCUGACUUGUGCCUGCUUUCUAGACGGCAGAGAAGCGCAAGGCCAUGCUAGAUGAGAUGGCCAUUGAGACCCUGCAGGAGAAGGGGCGCCACAAGGAAGAGCUGGGCAACCUCCGCCUGCAGCACGAGAAAGAGGUGCUCGCUGUGCGUGCGCGAUAUGAGCGGGAGCUGAGGGAGCUGCAUGAGCACAAGAAACGGCAGGAGGAUGAGCUGCGUGGCCAGCUGAAGGAGGAGAAGGUACUGGUCAAAGGAGCUUGGGUGCCUGGGCCUGGUCUUCCCAUCAAGAUGGGCAUGUUCAGGUCUUAAGGACUAGAACCUUAGUAUAUCUUCUUUCAACGAGAGCUGAGGUUUUCAGCAGGCUGAAUUUCUGUGCCUUCCAUCUGUAGGUACGAGGGUCCUAUAUGGCCUAGGACCCUCGUACCUAUGGGACCGCCUCUCCUGGUAUGUCCCAUGGAGGACCUUACGGUCUUCAAAUAAAAACAUCUUGGAGAUCCCGGGCCACAGGGAGGUUAGGCUGGCCUCAACCAGAGCCAGGGCUUUUUUUCGCCGUGGCCCCAAUCUGGUGGAACGCUCUGUCACAAGAGACUAGGGCCCUGCGGGACUUGACAUCUUUCUGCAGAACUCUAGCCCAAUGGUUGCCAUUAAUUUGAUUCUGAAUUGAUUUUAGAAUGAAUUGAUUUUAGAAUGUAUUUCAAUUAAUAGAUUGUGAUUUUGUGUAAACUGUGUUACUUUUACUGUUGUUAGCCGCUCUGAGCCCGGCUUUGGCUGGGGAGGGCGGGAUAUAAAUGAUUUAUUAUUAUUAUUAUUAUUAUUAUUAUUAUUAAAUUUGAAAAGCAUUGAUUCGACUCACAAUGCCGUUGCGGUGAGAGAAUACGCACAGCAAAGGCCACACAGUCCUUUGCAAUGCUGUAAGUUCUUGCUCUCAAAAACCACCUCCUAGGUUCUGCUUCAUGCCAGCAUCAGUUUCUAGAAUGACCAGGAAAUGGAACUUGGGGGCAGACCUUGGUAGGAAGGUUGGGGAGGGGGUAGGCUUAGCUCCUGCCCCGUCAGUGUCCCUUGAUACAACCUUUUCUUACCCCCUCAGUGCAAGUGAAUGAUUGCCAUUUUGCCCCAAAGUUCAAAGUAAAGUUUCUUCCUGUUGCAACAGGAGCAAAAUUUGUCACCUGCUCACCACAGGAGGCAUAAUCUUGUACAUAAAAUGUGCAGAGGCAUCUUGCCUACCUCCUCCCACUCCAGUAUACCUGUAGGAGCGUCUCCACCCCCAUCAUCCAGCCCAGACACUGAGGUCUGGCACUGAGGGCCUUCUGGCGGUUCCCUCGCUGUGAGAAGUGAGGUUACAGGGAACCAGGCAGAGGGCCUUCUCGGUAGUGGCGCCUGCCCUGUGGAACGCCCUCCCAUCAGAUGUCAAGGCAAUAAACAACUAUUUUACUUUUAAAAGACAACUGAAGGCGGCCCUGUUUAGGGAAGCUUUUAAUUUCUGAUGCUGUAUCGUUUUUAAUAUUCAGUUGGAAGCCAACCAGAGUGGCUGGGGAAACCCAGCCAGAUGGGCGGUGUAUAAAUAAAUUAUUAUUAUUAUUAUUAUUAUUAUUAUUAUUAUUAUUAUUACAGUGGUACCUCAGGUUACAUACGCUUCAGGUUACAGACUCCUCUAACCCAGAAAUAUUACCUCAGGUUAAGUACUUUGCUUCAGGAUGAGAACAGAAAUCGUGCUCUGGCGGUGCGGCAGCAGCAAGAGGCCCCAUUAGCUAAAGUGGUGCUUCAGGUUAAGAACAGUUUCAGGUUAAGAACGGACCUCCGGAAUGAAUUAAGUACUUAACCUGAGGUACCACUGUAUUAUUAUAACAUACAGCCUUUCUUUCACCCCUUCCCUUGCUCACCUGUGAUAGAGAUGGCCAUUUUGUUAGCAAAUGGUAGUGUGUUCACUUCCUCUACACUGCCCUUAAAGGCCCAGUGCCUGUUUUCUGUGCUGAUCUUUUGUUUGUGCUAAUUCCCCUGGGAUUACUGCCUGCAUCUGGGAUAGCUCAGUUAGUAGAGCAUGAGACUCUUAAUCUCUGGGUCGUGGGUUCGAUCCCCAAGCUGGGCAAAAGAUUCCUGCAUUGCCGAGUUGAUAACUCUCAGGGUCCCUUCCAAGUCUCCAAUUCUAUGAUUGUAUCCCUUUCUCUUCACCCUUCAGGCGCGCAGUCAGGAACUGGAGUCCAUGCAGCAAACCGUGGAAGAGCUGCGCCUCCAAAUACAGUCCAUGGAUGGCACAAAGGGCUGGUUUGAACGGCGGCUGAAAGAGGCGGAGGUGACUGGACCCCCCUUCCCCUUAGUGACAUGUCACAGGGCAGAACUGGCGUACCCUACCAGAGGGCCAGUAGGACCCAAACGCUUGGUUCCUGCCCCCCCAAGCCUUCCUGCCCUGCUCCAGGGAUCUGAUUGUUCCCAUCCUCUUUCCCAGGAGCUGAUAGAGAAGCAUCAGCAAGAGCACGCAGAGGCCAUGCGAGUCUGUAAGGAGCAGCAUGUGGCUGACUUGCAGGUACCGGAAAUAUGGCAGUGAUCCACUCUGGCCAUUGAGCUGCUUCCACAGUCUUGUGGGAGGCUAGUGAACUCAGGUGAUGCCGUUGGCGGACGCUCCUCUUUGACUUCUACUCUCCAGCAGCCGCCUUGAUGCAGACCGUGUGGGUUACCCAAUCCCAAUUAAACUUUUUAUUGCGCUAGCCGUAGGCCAUGGCAUCAUUCAGAAGGAGAACAACAAGAAAAACAACAAUAACCAUAAAAAUCACAGGGCGCCACACAUACAAUAAAACCAUGGUCACGGCUACUAAAAUUAUUUGUUGCAUUAAAUAGAAUAGAGUAGCAGAAGAUUCUCAGGUAAGAUGUGCCAAAUUAAAUAUCCGAAUCCCCUUUGCAGUUGACCGCUAUUUUAUCUUGUUCCUUCUUCCUGAUCUUCUUAGCUGCCAGAGCAUAGAGUGCUACUUUAUAAGUAACAAAGUUGUCGGUGUCGCUCAGCAGCCAUUUCACCCUAUUCUAUAUGCAAUAAAUAAUGGCCCAGGUAUGUGUGGGUUACCCUGUGGCAGGAAGUUGAUGGGCGGAGUGUCUCUGGUGUGGACCAGCCGUUCGAUGCAAUGGAUUUCUCACUAAUUAGGAGGUGUCAGCAGACUUUUUCAGCAGGGGGCCGGUCUACUGUCCCUCAGACCUUGUGAGGGGCCGGAUUAUAUUUUGGAGGGGGGGAAAAAGAACGAAUUCCUGUGCCCCACAAAUAACCCAGAGGUGCAUUUUAAAUAAAAGCACACAUUCCACUCAUGUAAAAACACCAGGCAGGCCCCCACAAAUAACCCAGAGAUGCAUUUUAAAUAAAAGGACACGUUCUACUCAUGUAAAAACAUGCUGAUUCCCGGACCGUCCGCGGGACGGAUUGAGAAGGCGAUUGGGGCACAUCCAGACCCCGGGCCUUAGUUUGCCUACUCAUGAAUUACAGCAACUGGACGGUGAAGCUCAGUUAUUCAGAUGACCAGUAGCAUGCCUCUUUCACCCUCUUAUUUAUUUAACUAUUGCUGCAGUCAUUCAAAAAAUGUUUUUUAUACUGCCCUUCAUCAAAAUGGAUCUCGGGGCAAUUUGCAAUAAUAGAAACAGGGUGGGGACCCAAAUUUAAAAUGCAACCACCUGAAACAGAACAACACAUAAAAGAUCAGAAAGCAUACUUUAAAACACAUGGAUGAAUCCCCGAAGCUAAAACAUUGGCAUUCGGCGGAGGGGAGGAAAGUGGUGGUGGGUGGGUUCUCUUUUGAUAUCUUUUUGCUUCUGCUCUUUGAUUUGGAGUUUUUGAUGAUUUUGAGAUGUCUGCUGGUCAAAUGGGCAGGGGGAAAUGACUGGGGGUUCAGGUUUAAGUGUGGUCCCGUUUUCUUCUCCCUCAAGUGCCUCCUUCUCAGCCACUGGCAUUUUUUAAACCAGCAACAAUUGCAGGGUUGGGAAAAUCCCAUAUCUGCUCCCCAAUGCCUGCUCUUGGGUCUUCUCCUCUGCAGCUAAAGGACCGUGAGGUGGAAGCAACCAAGGAGAAGCUGCAAGAGAUUGAAAGAGCGAAGGAUGAACACUUGGACACAAUCAGCCGACUGAAACAGGUGUGUGUGUGUUGCUGCCUGCCAGCUUCCCCCAGGAACAGGUGCUUGGCAGUAUGAGGUUCCUGGGUCCACCUGUUCCCUUCCCUCCUGACGGGUUCGCCCAUCUGCCGGAUUGUGCCUCUUUUCUUUCCAGCAUGCUUGCAGUGUCUGGCACAGAUAGGCAGGUGGUGCUGUCCCACUCCAAGUCACAUAUCCAGACUGGACUUCUGCAGAUCCUGCUCAAUGAGUCCCGGUUCCCUGUCUGGUGCUCUAGGUGGAAAGUGCCCCGUGCUACGUUUGAGUGUAGCAGAGAUCCUUGGGUCUGGGUCCCUUGGAUCUCUCUUCAGAUGCCUCACCAGUCUUUUUAUCCCAUUUAUCCUAGUUUAGACCAAAGGUUGGACGCGGGUGGCACUGUGGGUUAAACCACAGAGCCUAGGACUUGCCGAUCAGAAGGUCGGCGGUUCAAAUCCCCGUGACGGGGUGAGCUCCCAUUGCUCGGUCCUUGCUCCUGCCAACCUAGCAGUUCGAAAGCACAUCAAAGUGCAAGUAGAUAAAUAGGUACCACUCUGGUGGAAAGGUAAACAGUGUUUCCGUGCACUGCUCUGGUUUGCCAGAAGCGGCUUAGUCAUGCUGGCCACAUGACCCGGAAGCUGUACGCCGGCUCCCUCGGCCAAUAAAGCGAGAUGAGAGCCACAACCCCAGAGUCAGUCACGACUGGACCUAAUGGUCAGGGGUCCCUUUAACUUUACUUAGACCAAAGGUUGGGAGAUAAAAAUGAAAAAUGGCAGAGUGACAGGAGGAAUGUGCCCCUGGUGGUGGGUUGAAGGGGGCUAGAGGAUUUGGAAGGGAGAUCUGUGAGUAGAGACAGCAAAGUGUGAAGAUUCUAGGUGUGUAUAGUGCUCACUAAUGGUUCCUUGUCAUCUUGCAAGGAAGUGACAAGUGGGUGACACAGGGCUCUGUGCUGGGCCUGUUGUUGUUCAGUGUCUUUAUAAAUUACUUGGACGAAGGAUUCGAGGGGAUCCUCAUCAGAUUUGCAGAUGACACCAAACUGGGAGGAGUAGCCAGUGCCGCUCAAGACGGAAUCAGAAUUCAUAAUGACCUUAAUUCAUAAUGGGCCAAAACUGAAUGUCCAGUCCACCGUGAGGACUAGAAAUGUGUCCUUUUUAAAAAAAGAGGUAUUAGUAUUUUUUGGGAAACGGAAGGUGGGACCCAGAUUCCACAGCUUUCAGCAUAGCCAUGAUCCACACAACCAUUGUCCCCUCCAUGAUAACUGUUGUGCCUCUCAGAGGGUGAGACGGAGCAGAGAGAAUUGCCAAGCAUUUUCACCCCCCGAAAGUGUGAUAGAAACAUCAUUUGGCACUUCUGGUCCCAGUGGUUUGUGACAGCCUUGUCUCCCUGGCAGGAAGUGAAGGACACGGUUGAUGGGCAGCGGAUCCUCGAGAAGAAAGGCAGCGCAGCGGUGAGAUGGGCUUUCCCCAAGGGAAGUGGGGGGGGGCGGGCGAGGCAAGAGACUGCUGAUCUUUCUCUUUGAAGCCAGGUUGCCGUUCCUUGUUGACUCAGGCCUUUAACUGACCUUCUCCCUCUGGGCUCAUUUCAUCUUGAGAGGCAGGGCACUCUCUCUCCAAGAAAGCAUGUAGCUGGAGGCUGCUGGAGGUCUUGAAGACCCCCCUCUCUGAGCUACAUUCCCCACCCCUGCUAAAGAGAGAACAGCAGGAGCAGCAGGCCGAUAGUUGUCCACUGAAAUGUAUCACUUGCAGUGGGGUGGGGUACUAUGGUUGAAGUCCCAGAAAGAAGGAGCUGCUGUGAAUUGUGAAGGCACAACAGCCACUGGGCUCCCCUGGUUUCCCCCCUGCCUGGGUCUUAAGUGCAUCAAACUCUGAGCUGCUGCUGUUCCUGCUGCUUUGGGUCUCCUGGCUCUGUGCUGAGCUGCAUCUCACGCAUGCCCUCUUGCCCGUCUGCCUUACUCCCAGCUGGUUAUCUGAGCGACCAGACGCAAAGAGGCUGGGAUGCAGAGGACAGAAUUGCAGCUGAACUCUUCUUUUUAUGGACAGCAUCCCUGUGCUCCCAGUACGUUUCCGAGCACAAUUCAAAGUGUGGGUGUUGACCUUUAAAGCCCUAAACAGCCUCGGCCCAGUAUACCUGAAGGAGUGUCUCCACCCCCAUCGUUCUGCCCGGACGCUGAGGUCCAGUGCCAAGGGCCUACUGGCGGUUCCCUCACUGCGAGAAACAAAGCUACAGGGAACCAGGCAGAGGGCCUUCUCGGUAGUGGCCCCCGCCCUGUGGAACGCCCUCCCAUCAGAUGUUAAAGAGAUAAACAACUACCUGACAUUAGAAGACAUCUGAAGGCAGCCCUGUUCAGGGAAGUUUUUAAUGUGUGACAUUUUAAUGUAUUUUAAUCUUUGUUGGAAGCUGCCCAGAGUGGCUGGGGAAACCCAGCCAGAUGGGUGGGGUACAAAUAAAUUAUUACUAUUAUUCUGUGAUGCCUCUUCCCCUCCCACCCUGCACCGCACUAAGAAAUUGCCCCCUUCCCCUGCUUAGAUGCUGAGCUCUCCCAAGGCUCUACCCACCACUGUGGCCUCCAACUGAUGCCCAAUUUUGAAGGGUCCCAAGAUCCCUGGAAGUGUGUGUCUUCUGACCUUUAACUGCAGAAGUGCAUUAGGGUUAGGGGUCUCCAUGGAGUUAGUUAGACUGGUGUUUCCUGUUUCCACUGGAUAGCAGCUAUUUGGGUGGCAGCCUUCGAAGCUGGAUGAGGAGAGAACCUCGUUCUUCCCACAUCGUGGUCCCGGCACUCAGAGCAGCAGUUUUCGAACCAGAGCUUAGAAAUUGCGAUCUGUAUGCAAUUCUGAUCUUUCUUUCUGGGUUGGAUGGUUGUGGGCUCGCACUGGUGAGAGAGAGGGAGGAGUAUUAACUCUGCCCAUGCUCAGUGGUACCCUUUUUUAUGCUGUUGCAUUGGCCUGUUCAGGGCUGGGUUCUGGCACAGAAAAUGGGUUGUGGGGCUGAGCCUUGCUGAAGCCUGCCUCCAGCCCUGAUUUCCCUUGCGCCUCCCUCCCUCUCCCCCAACAGUUGAAGGACCUCAAGAGGCAGCUGCACCUGGAACGGAAGCGAGCGGACAAACUCCAGGAGCGGCUCCAGGAGAUCUUGACCAAUAGCAAGAGCCGGACAGGUGAGAGGGGGCUCCUAGGAAGAGGAAGGAACUUCCCCUCCCCUCUAGAGAAUGUUGUGCUCAGAAAUGGGAGGAUUGUCCUGUGUUUCUGUACCUGGAACAGAUGCACCUGGUGAAUCAGCUGUGAAGAAUACAGGUGUUUUCAAAAUAGCUAUGUUUUCCUUGUGAAGUGCUGGGUAGGAAAGGGGUCAGUCAACUGCUGCCCCACCACUGCCUGUGUCUCUAUCUACAAGAAGGGUGGAGGUAUUCCCUGCUGAGGGCCACAAGUUGGUGGCAGGUGGUGCCAGAGGCAAAAGUAGGAGGGGCAACAAAUGGAAAUGUUGCCUUUGUACAGUGGGCUGCUUUCUGCAUGCGUUUAGCACACCCCUUUCUCUCCUUCCUCUAGGCAAGCAAAAGGCAUUAUCAGCAUUCUUUCUGGGGGGAAACAGGAUACAAAGCAAGGGGGCAGUGAGGGGUGUGGCUUGGGGAGACUGCCAAGGGCCAGAUAGUAAAGUCUGGAGGGCCACAUUCGAGCCUCAGACUUCCCACCCUGAUUUACAAGCUUGCGUUCUUUUCAGUUGGCAGGCUGCAAGCUGUUCUAAACAGCUUUUAAUGCUGUAUUUUAUACUGCUGUAACCUGCUGUGGGACUUUCUGGUAAAAUAAUAAUAUGUAGUGAUUGGUGGCUUGUACCCAAGUAGAAAACAGUGUGACAAGUUGCCCCAUGGGCGAGCUGAUAGGGAUCUUGGAAGUAGCUUUUCCUGUUCAACUGUCCUUCUCUAGGGGCUCCUUCACACAAAACUCUUCUAACAGGCCAAUAUAUCAUACCCACUAAGAUGAUAUUUGGAGCUGGGUGCACUUUGCCCUAAAAAGAAUAAUGAGAAUCUUCCUCCAAUGAAACCUAACUUCGUCUCUAAGAGAAAGCUGUUUUUUUCAGGCUAUAUAAAUCAUGCACUUUAAGUUGAUCUGCACAGUUGAUUUCCCAGCGUUUGCUAUUUUGCAUAAUUCUGGUGUCAUUACAUGUAGAGUGGAGCAGAGAGCUGUGCGUAGGGCCACUCAGGGUUGCCUGCUGACCACUAGAAAUUUUAUUAUUCUGCCACCCCUCUCUGGCUUUUCAGCUUGACCAGCUGUUGCUCACACUUCCUUUGAGUCUGCAUGUGGAACUAUAAGGACUAGAAACCUGCUUUAAAGCAAAAACAAAGCAAAAACUGAUAUUCUCACAGACAAGCUGAAUUUUGCACCUUAUACUGAAUAGGAUUUCCUUCCCCCACCCCACAGUUCUUCUAGAAUCAUAGCAUAUAUAUUUAGCCCCAACUAUAAUGUUAGCAGCACAUAACAUGUCUGUGUCCUCAACCUCAUGUUACAUGCACCCCGGGGAGGAGAGGCAGUGAUGACUCAUUGUUGUGAGAUAAUGGAAGGUUUAAAAAUGGUGAAUGGUAGGCAUUUAAAAUAUUAGAGUUUUUAGCAGGUAAAGCGUUUGUGUCUUCAGCUUUUAGAUACUGGAGAACUUUCCAGACUUGACUCUUGAGACUCAACUCAAGAUAUAAUAAUAAUAAUAAUAAUAAUGAUAAUGAUAAUAAAUUUUAUUUAUAUCCCGCCCUCCCCAGCCGAAGCCGGGCUCAGGGCGGCUAACAACAAUAAAACAGUACAAAAGUACAGCACAAACAACACUCUAAAAUCAUUCAUUAUAAAAUUAAUUAAUUCAAGCCACUGGCAACCAUUGGGCCAGAGCUCCGCGAAGAUUGCCGAGGGAGGGAGUCAGGCUGUGCCCUGGCCAAAGGCCUGGUGGAACAGCUCUGUCUUGCAGGCCCUGCGGAAAGAUGUCAAGUCCCGCAGGGCCCUGGUCUCUUGUGACAGAGUGUUCCACCAGAUCGGAGCCACGGCCGAAAAAGCCCUGGCUCUAGUUGAGGCCAGCCUAACUUCUCUGUGGCCUGGGACCUUCAAGAUGUUUUUAUUAGUUCCUCUGUGGGGCAUACCAGGAGAUGCGGUCCCGUAGGUAUGAGGGUCCUAGGCCGUAUAGGGCUUUAAAAGUUAAAACCAGCACCUUAAACCUGAUCCUGUACUCCACCGGGAGCCAGUGCAGCUGGUAUAGCACCGGGUGAAUGUGAUCUCAUGGCAAGGACCCCAUAAGGAGUCUCGCCGCGGCAUUCUGCACCCGCUGGAGUUUCUGGGUCAGUCUCAAGGGCAGCCCCACAUAGAGCGAGUUACAAUAAUCCAGUCUGGAGGUGACCGUCGCGUGGAUCACAGUGGCUAGGUCAGGGCGAGAGAGGUAAGGAGCCAACUGCUUAGCUUGGCGGAGAUGGAAAAAUGCCGCCUUUGUUGUAGCUGCAAUCUGCGCCUCCAUGGAAAGGGAGGUGUCGAAGAUUACACCCAAACUCUUAACGGACGGUGCUGGCACUAAUUGCGCCCCCGCAAGAGAUGGACUGGGGUGGCUUAGAGCUACCUCUGAAUGGGAGAGCCAUGAUAGAUGGAGGCACUGGAUACUUACCAGGCCUGCUUGAGACGUCACCUCUCCCCCCGCAGUGCUGAACGAAGUCCGCUUGAAUUCUGUGUUUGGAAUAAAUGAAGCAUUCGGAGGAAAUGCAUUUCCAGAAAAUUUAUUAAGAACUUGCUCAGGCAGCAGCUUUCAAAGCUCCUGGCUCAGCGUUGCUGUGAACAUGGGUAGCAUUCCUAAUGGGAAAAACAGCCCCUUCUUCCAUCCCUGGACACCGCUGCAGUAGGAAACCAGCUGCCCAGCUUGUGCUGUGGUCAGUCGGACACCUGGCUGUGUCAGCUGCGUGGCCCAGGGAGGGUAGAAGGAACUGUGCCAAGGUAGAGUUGACCUGCAGGUGGGUAAGCAUGAAAACAGAUGAUCUCUUAAAUGAGCCAUCUGGUUGAGGCUUCAGAGAAAGAGAGAGAGGAUAAUGGGGAAGAGAGAAUGUGGGUGUCAGAUUUGUGUCUGGCAGUCCUGCACCACGAUUGCAUAUGUUUGUGUGUGUAGGAGUGUUGCUGCUGGGGCAGAGCUGGGUUGUGUGAGGUCACAGUCAGAGCAAGCUGCUCUCCGUGGAGGAAACAGGUGACAUCUAUGAGGACUGCAAGAGAAAAGGAAGGUAACGGAGGUGGGGAGAGGAAGUCGAAAGGUUGAUUCUUUAGAGUAUCAACAGGAAACUGGAAGACAUUGUCAGGACACAGUAGGAAGGCGAGAACUGUUUGGAAAAUGUUCCCUUUUCUAUGGGAAGAACUUCCCCUUGCUGCAGAUGAAACGCAUCAGAGUUUUUAUUCGGCGAAGUGAAAGUACAGGGAACCUUGGGAGGAAGUGAUCAUGUCCUCUUGGGUUUCAUUAUACACAGGCAAGGGGAAGCUGAGCGUCUUCUUCUUCUUUGAUGAUCUUUUGUAGCCGAAUAAGAUUGUCUUCCAUGAACACGGUCUUAAUGGUGUGUCCGUAAGUGACUGUGGAGGCCAAUUCUGGAUCCACACGUCCUUCCACAGUGGGGACAUAGGUUUCCGGAUGGGAGUUGAUCAUGAUGAGGGUUUGCCAAACAUGCCUUCCUCUUAGCAUGUUUCUCCCUUUCGUCCUAAGUUUGAGAGUCUUCAAAGUCCAUGACACCCUUGGUAAAGGCUGUCCUCCAAUUAGAGCACUUGCAGACCAGUCUUUCCCAGUUGUCAGUGUUUGUGCUACAUUUUUAAGGGCUUGGACUCAGGGGACCUUCCCACUCUACAAUUCUAUGAUUCUAUGCAAGUAAGACUUUCUCAGUGUCUUCUGUCUUGGUUUAUGUUAAGGGCUUAUUGAGAAGGCCUGUGGCUCAGUCGUAGAGCAUCUGCUUUGCAUGCAAAAGGUCCCAGAUUCAGUCCCUCGCAUCUCCAGGUAGGGCUGGGAGAGAACCCCGUCUGAAGACCUGGAUUGCACUUGCCUGUCAGUGUAGACCAGUGGGUCUGACCCAGUAUAAAGCAGCUUCCUCCGUUUCUGUAUUUCAAGGACCAGAUGAGUAGCUCUGGUUGACCCAAGCUUUUAGGGCUGCUGAAUUUCUGCCAUCUUCCAGUGCACAAAAGAGUUCCAUGUAGGAAUUUAACCACGUGAAAGUGAAAGUGGCCCAUGGCCUUAAUUUGGAGACUAGAACUCCUAGCCUUGCCCUGCAGACACCAUCUCGCAAGCGAAGGCUGUCCCUUUCACAAGUUCAGUCAUUGCCCAUCAGUACGGCAGGGGAUGAUCCUGGCUUCACCUGGUCUGCAGUUAUAAAAUAAAUAACAUAAUCUGCACAAAGUGUUUUCAAGCACGCAGAAAGGUGUCCCAUCAACUGCUACAGUCAAGUUCUAGAAACCAGAUCUCUUGACUAAACACUGCUCACUUGCUAAAGGACAAAAGCACAGUAAACUUCCAACCUGCCCAGUCUCCUCCUGGGACCAUCCACUAGGAUCCAUUCCUCUCCCAGGAGACCACCUUAUCCCUUCAUGCUGCACCAUUUUGCGUUUCUUGGGCCACAAGCACAAGAUUUCACCCUUGCACCCGGCAAUCAUUUGCAUGUGCUUAGAAAAUCUUUCCUCCAACCAUAGGCAUGCGUUCGAUGGGUCGCAAGUGCAGCCCUUUCUCUGCUCCCUGGCUUUGAGGACAGCAGAGCAGUCAAAAGGUAUUUAAAGGAGCAGUUCCUCCAUGUUUGAAAGCGAUUUUCCUGAUUGUGUCCUGCUUCUCUGCCUCCAAGUAUGGUUGGGAAAAGGGAUUGUCAGCUGUUGCUGCUAGUGCAACCUGCAGAGAACUCUCUCUCUCUCUCUUCCUCUCCCUCUCUCUCUUUAAAGGAGGCCUUGAAGUGAGCGCCAUUCCUUCCUUGGUCCCCAAGAGGCACUGUCAUUUGGCCCCUGGCAAAUUGCUUGGGAGGGAUGCCUUUUAUCGCCUUGCUUUGAUCUAAUGCACCCUGGAGUGUGAAGGGACUUUCAUUGCCUUCUGAAUUCCUCCGUUUUGUGUGUUUUGUGUGUGUGUGCGCACACACGCUCGCGUCUGUUUUUUCCAGAGCAGCCUGCACAAAAGAGUCCUUCUCCCUCCACAGGGCUUUCUCCCAGCAUGGAGUUCUGUUGAAAAGCCAUCGUCUGCGUAAUCCCCUCUUCUCUCUCCCUCUUAACAAAGAGCCAGUGACCUCCAACUCAGCUUGCUCCUUUAAAAGAAAGAAAGCUGAGCUAAAGAGGAAGAGAGUCACAAGCGGGAGAUUGAAAGGCAUCAGUUGGUCCCAGGGGAGGUUAGCGCUUGAGUUAACAGGUGGGUUUGAAAGGCGCUGGAGGCCACUUGCAGCAGGGAGUUCAGGAGGUGCGUAUAGUCGGCAGCUCCCAGCAUUGAAUGGGUCUCUUGUUUUCACCACCGGAUUAAAAAUUAACCAGCCGGGCUGGGCAGCUGCAGCACUUGCUUGUAGGAUUUCUCACUUCCUACACACCCAGCACUCUCCCUCUGCAAAGCUCUCCGGCAGGCAGGCAGCACAAAUGGCUAGAAAUGCCAUUUCUGGGCUUGUGGAACAGUCUGGGAACACCAGGUGCUGGGAGUUUAGUGGAGCAAAGUGGAGAAAGGACUUGAUAGAUCAUUUGGAUAGGAGUUCCUCAUGAGGCCCCAUGCAAGAGCAUACCUAUUACAAGCUUACGUGUGUGUGUUUCAAAAAAAUAAAUAAAUGCCUCUUUUUGCUCUUUCUUUGAUUGAGGCAUGGCAGAUAAAUGGCGACUGUCUGCUUGCCAUGUUGCUUCCAGGUUCCGACUCUGUUCCCGUCCUCUAUUUCCCUACUCCCCCACUUUUUAUAACUAACCACAGUUUUUGAGAAUUUUUAUUUAGGGAGAUGUGGCACUCUAGCCUGACCCAAGAAACGGAAUCCAGGCUGGAACUGGGCAGGGGUUGGGAUUGUGCAUAUGUAAACAGUUCUUGGUUCUCAGUGGCUGGGAUCAAGAAGGGGUGAGGGAGCAGGGCCCACAUUUAGCCUUUGGGUGUCCUGGAAUACAAAAUUUUACUUCCGCCCAUAAAAAUGAACAGUGGCCAUAUUACCCCUGUUUGGGGAAUGGCCUCUGCUCGAUUGCAGAGUGUACACCUUGCAAGCAGCCAGUAGCCCAGGUUCAGUCCCUAUCACACAAACAGCCCAUCCAUCGUCACAAUGGGCAUUUUGCUAAUAAAAGGCUUCGAAAGGCUUAAAGUGCUUCACUUAGGUUAUCUCAGCGAUGCUUACAGCCGCCCUGUACAGGGGCAUUCUGAUCCCUUGUGUUUCCCAUGGCUAGUGGGGGGUGAAGCUGCAGCAGAUGUGGCUCUCCUUUAACUACCAAACUUGUGGCAGAGGUGGGAGUUGUAUUAGUGUCUUCACAUCUCCAUGCAAUGGAGGGGAAAUUGGGUCUGCUGCUCAGCUUCUCUCUACAUUUCCUCUGCUGUCUUUCUAGAGUAGGAAUUUGUGCUCUUUUAGUUCUUUUUGGUUUGUUCCAAAGGAUACUGUUCAUUUUAGCUGUCCCAUGGUGUGGGGAUGUGGGAGUGCCUGAUACCCUAACUUUUUAAUCUAUAGGGUUUAUGGCAAAACAACCACAAUAACAUAAAACACAGUUGGUUAAGACACAUUUGUUGUAUAGUCGUUUAAUUGUGUCCGACUCUUUGUGACCCAUGGACCAGAGCACGCCAGGCACUCCUGUCUUCCACUGCCUCCCGCAGUUUGGUCAAACUCGUGCUGGUAGCUUUGAGAACACUGUCCCACCAUCUCGUCCUCUGUUGUCCCCUUCUCCUGGUGCCCUCCAUCUUUCCCAACAUCAGGGUCUUUUCCAGGGAGUCUUCUCUUCUCAUGAGGUGGCCAAAGUAUUGGAGCCUCAGCUUCAGGAUCUGUCCUUCCAGUGAGCACUCAGGGCUGAUUUCCUUAAGAAUGGAUAGGUUUGAUCUUGCAGUCCAUGGGACUCUCAAGAGUCUCCUCCAGCACCAUAAUUCAAAAGCAUCAAUUCUUCAGCGAUCAGCCUUCUUUAUGGUCCAGCCACAUAAAGACACAUAAGACGUUGCAAACCACAAGCAAAAACAAAAUCCAGCAACAUUAUGCAUCAUAACAAGCCCACAUUUCCCCUGUAAAAACUACAUUUCUGCUUGUUGAUUAAAGCCUUGUGAACGUCCUCUGGACAGGAGUUUCGUAACCUCCGCACACUGUUCAGAAGGCUGUGCUUUGUGUAGUUACCCAUCCCACUUCAGAUGGCAAAGCAAAGCCUCUGAGGGUGACUCAAGGGCCCAGAUAGUGUCUUAUGCAAGACUCCUAGAGCUGGAAAGUGCCUGGCAGGUCUUCUCGUGCAACUCCCUUCUCAGUGUGGGAUCUGCAACUGCAGCAUCCCUGACAGAUGACUGUACGGCCUCUGCUGAAGCACCUGCAAGGAAGGAGAGCUCUCAAGGCAGAUUGUCCCACUGUCAAACAGCAGCCCUCAAGGUACCAGUGGUCUUCAGCCUUGUAGUCCAGCAUCUUCUGCUAUUUUUAUUUAAAUACAAAAAUAAGGUCAUACACCAUGUAUAUUUCAAGUAAUAUAAUCUGGAUGUUAGCAAGACAUUAGUGACAGUGGCCAGAUUCUUUUUAACUUUAUAAUUUGUGGUUGUUGUUUUUUAAAAAAUCAUUAAUUCACUGCAGGCUUUAAUUCAUAGCAGUCUUGCAGUUGUUUCAUUGACAAGCUCCUGCUUUCGCUCCCCUCUUUGAAAAUCGUACCAAAUGAUUUGCCAAAGGGGGUCAUCCCACAUUACGAUAAAUUCGUCUUCACUGUGAAAUGAUGCAAUGCUGGUAGAUGACACCCUUGUGAUACCAGCCAAGCCCAGGUAGGAGGACUGAGACAGGAGAGCUAGGAAGAAAGGAAAAACGGCCCCUGGAUCCCCAUUGAGCAGAUGGUUUGGGAACCCCUCUGGUCUUGGAUACUGGUUCCCCUUCCAGAGGCUUCUCUGCAGUCAGCUUUGCUAAAACGCAUUUAAAAAAACAAAACAAAAGAAGCCGGCUCCGUUGUUUAGGGGGUCUGGUGAAUGCACCAGAUGGUCUGUACUGGAAGCUGCAUUCUGCAAUCUGCUGUGUAAAAAGUGUCCCUCGUCUUUCGUGUGUGUGUGUGUGUGUGUGUGUGUGUGUGUGUUUGGGGGUGUGUGUACUCAAGCAGAUUUAUAUCCUGCCCUUUCUCUAAUGAAUUCAGGGUGGAGUACACAGUUCCCCACCCCCAUUUUUAUAUAAUCACAAUAGCCAUGUGAGGUAGGUGAGACUGAGAAAUAAUAACCUACGGUAAUCCAGCGAGUUUUGUGCCCAAGCAAGAAUGUUAAUAGCAAAGUUUUGUUUAUUAGACCAAGGGUGGGCUAAAUCUUGACCCACUAAUGGAUUAGUGGGCAUUUUUUGCUGGGAUUCUGAGAGAAUGCUUGACUAGCUAGAGCUUGAUCUGAUCCAUUAAGGUACUACUUUAUGCUCUUCAGCAGCAAGAAUACAGACUCAGGAUCAUACAUGUGAGUUACACUUUAGCUGUGUUAGAGAUCUUGAGUAUGUACUCUUGAUGUGUACAUUAUAAAAUGCACUGGUAGACUGUGGACCUUCUUUUUUUAUUCUAUUUUUAAAAAGAUAGACCACACAAGACUAGUUGGUUCAUUCCUGUACAUCAGCACUCAGCACUUGGGCUUUGCAGUGUAUUUCAGCACUUUGGACAGCUCCUUGGUCCUAUUCCUUAGAACAGAGAUGGAGAACUUGGAGCCCUCCAGGUGUUGUUGGAUCCCAUCCCAUCAUCCCCAACCAGCAUGACCAAUGCUCAACAUCUGGAGGGCCACAUGUUUCUCUUCCUGGCCUUACGAGAAGAAAAUGCAAUAAUAAUACCAAUGCUAGUAGUAGUAAGGUAACAGUACCCCUGACUGUUAGGUCCAGUCGCAGACGACUCUGGGGUUGCGUGCUCAUCUCGCUCUAUAGGCCAAGGGAGCCGGCGUUGGUCCACAGACAGCUUCCGGGUCAUGUGGCCAGCAUGACUAAGCCACUUCUGGCGAACCAGAGCAGCACACAGAAACGCCGUUUACCUUCCCGUCGGAGCGGUACCUAUUUAUCUACUUGCACUUUGACAUGCUUUCGAACUGCUAGGUUGGCAGGAGCAGGGACCGAGCAACGGGAGCUCACCCCGUCGCGGGGAUUCAAACCACCGACCUUCCGAUCGGCAAGCCCUAGGCUCUGUCGUUUAGACCACAGCACCACCCGCAUCCCAGCUAGUAGUAGUAGUAACUGUUGUGAUGUACAAGAGCCCUACAGGAAGCGUUCAGGAAUCAAGCUGGAUUUUCAGUAUGGGUUUAUUCAGUUGCAGUCUUUCGGCAUCGUAAAACAAGCUGUGUGGGUACAUUCAACAUACACAGCACACAGAUGGAAUUAUAUUCAGGGAGAAGCCUUCACCUCUUCAUACUCCUACCAACUAACUGAAGUGGGAAGUCAACCAUGCCUCUUUAUACUAGCUGGAUCAGUUAGGCAACGCCCCGUGUCUCGUGAUGCUUAGUCAUCACAUGCUGCUGAGUCAGCAUUCCCAAUUAGCACAGAGUGUUUAACUCCUUGAUCCCCACAACACUUCAACAGUAACAAUAUCUUGGACUUCUGCUAUGUGUAUCCUGACCAGAAAUAAAAUAUAGGGUACCUUUGGCAGGAAGGAUUCCAGAUGAGGCUGGCUGGUACAUUGAGAAUAAUCUUUCAUGAACGUGAGCAGACAUAGCACAGAAGCUUAAAGCUGGGAAUUCAACACAAGCAAACCACUUCAGACUGCCAGGAAACUCCCAUGUGACAAACACCUUGGGCUUGUGUGUGAACACCAUGCUCCCAAUACAUUAACCAUGGUUGGGGAAGUGGGCUUUGGGGUGGGUUCUCUCAAAUCCCCCUGCUGGCCUUUUGCAUGAUUCAGAGUUACAUUGACACCAACCUUUACAACGGCCAAUGUUUCGUUUUAACCAGCUUAUGGGUCCUGGUUAAGAUGCAUAGCAUUAACCAUUCUAUAAGAAGUGUUAGCUGAGAGUAAAAGCCAGUAGAGGGAAGUCAAAUUUGUACGGGGGGUGGAGGCAUUGGUCUAUGCGACUCUGGGAUCCAGAAGCCUGCUCCUGAUCCCUAAUCUGUGGUUAAUGGAUUCUGAACGCUUGCCUCCACUGGGAACCUUGUGUGUUCCUGAUUAUGUAAACAAGAUUGGUUUUGUCUAGCUCCUAGGGGCCACUUGGGAGUUCUUCAAAAGCAGAGAGGUGGUUUCUCCUAAGGAAAGAAGUUGGUGUUGUUUUGGGGGGAGAUGUGAGAACAGUGAGAUCAGUUUAGGACAAGAUUCAGCUGCAGAGCAGUGCGGGGGUUGGAACUUACAUCCAAACGCUACAGUAAAUCCUGCUUUGGGUGGACAGUCUCUGACACCAUCUUUUUUCAAAAUACUCCUUUCCUAUGCUAGGAAAUAGCACCUUCCGGGAAAUCAGAUACCCCAGGGAGCUAAGCUAACCACUCAGCUGGUUAUUUGCAGCCAAGUACUUUCAGAGAUUUGAGGGUGGGGAGGGAGAGAGAGAAGAGCCUGAAUCUGUGUUUAAUAUGAACUGGAUCUUGUUCAUGCCAGCCCCGUGUGAGGAGCAGAUACCAGCCCAUGAUGUGCAACGGACAUUACCUAGGCUAUGCUGUAUGCGUCUGUGUACUUUCUGACUCUUGAAAGUAUUGUCUCUGAGCAUGCAGAGAGUGUUCUUCCUGUGCCAAGGAGCUGCCCCCAGCUAGCACCUACACACCUGAGGGUUACAGGGCAGGGCAAUGGGGAGCGGCUGUGGCUUUCUGCCCGCUUUGGGCCCCAGAACUGCCACCCUUAUUUGCAUUUCUAACCUUGUGCUCUGCCCUCCAGGAAUCGAGGAUCUUGUCUUGGCGGAUAUCAGCUCGCCCAGCAGGGCACAGACGGGAGACAGCAGCAGCAUCUCGUCCUUCAGCUACCGUGAAAUCAUGAAAGAGGGAUCUGGGGCCGGCAGCAACAAGGUAAGGCAUGAUAGGUGUCAGGAGGUUUGGCUGUAGGUGCCAAGGACGCCAGAGCUCUUGAAGGGGUGAGGUCUGUAAUUUCUCUUCCUGCGCCUGUAGAUGGGAGCAGACACCUGGAGCUUGCCUUUCAAAAGCAGUGCCUUUCCUCAGAUUAGAGGAAGGGCCAUAGCUCAGUGGUAGAUCCUUUGCUUUAUAAGCGGAAGGUCCCAGGUUCAGUCCCUGGCAUUUCUAGGUAGGGUUUGGAAAGAUCCCUGCCUGAAAUCCUGGAGAGCUGCUGCCAGUCCGUGUAGACAGUACUGAGCUAGAUGGACCCAAAGCAGCUUCCUGUGUUCCAAAGCAUCACUUCUGGGUUGUUGGUAGUUUUCCUUUUUUUUUUUUAUGAUAUUUAUUAAAGUUUCAAGAAGUAGAAGAAAUACAAAAUACAGAAAAAAGAGUAAAGUUUUUUAAAGUAUAACAAAAAAGUAAAGGAUAAAAAAGAAACAUACAAAAUAAAACAGUUAAAAAGACAUUAAUUUUCCAAGCCUAUCUUCCCUAGACUUAUUUCCCCGGACCUCCUCAUACCUCCCUUUUUUGUAUUCCAGUUCAGUUGUUAGUUCAGCAAAUCCUUACCAUUAAACUUUUGCCCAAUUGUAAACCUUUUUUCAUAUCUCUUAAAGCAUUACAGCUAAAAACCUCUUAGUUUCUAUCCAACAUCCUUCUAAGAUUCCUUAAUUUUACAAUAUUUCUGUAAAUAGUCUUUAAAUUUCUUCCAGUCUUCUUUCACCGACUCUUCUCCCUGGUCUCGGAUUCUGCCAGUCAUUUCCACCAAUUCCAUGUAGUCAAUCACCUUCAUCUGCCAUUCUUCCAGAGUGGGUAGAUCUUGUGUCUUCCAAUACUUUGCAAUGAGUAUUCUUGCUGCUGUUGUAGCAUAUGUUGGUAGUUUUCCUAUGGUGCCAUUUUAGGGAUGGUGCUGCAGGAGUCCCGUUCCCAUGCAACUGGUCUUGCAGACAGCACAAAGACUCCUCAGGAUCUCCUCUAUUUCUGGCCAGCUCAUUGAUUCUACCCAGGGGGUGAUUGUUCAUAACUGAUCAACUUGAUCUAUGUAUUAGCUGCACGAGCCAAAGGAAUCCUUUUGUUGUUGUUUUUAAAGGUUGCCUGUGUGUGUGUGGUUGUUUGACCUGCCUUUGAAGUUGCCACAACAAAGACUCUUAAAAUAAACUGGGUUUGUUAUUCCCCACCCCUGCAAUAUAAUCUUGAACAUAUCCAAGGGAAACUCUCACCCACCCACUGGCUUCUUUUCUCCCAAAGUCUUGUCUGAAGAUUGGAGAAAAUGGGUUUCUGUAAGAAGAAGAAACAGCCAAUCAGUUCUUUAUUGGAAAAUUGGCCAGGGUGUCAGGCAUGAGGUUCCUCAUCCUACACUAUAGGACGAUAGAUAUUCUAUGGGUGGCUAGCAGCUAGAUUGGUAGCUUGGGGCCUGCAUCCCUAUAAUGGUUACUUAAUUUUUUACAUGCAGUUUUGAUGUUAAAGUUAAUUAGUGAGACACCUUUGAGCACUUUGCAAAAUGAGAGAGAAAUGUUUAAAAUUACUUUGGGGGCGGAGGGUGAUGGAUGCAGUGAAAGACUCUGCUUGGGCUGCCAGCCUGCCUGCCAACCCCCUUCUCCGCUUGCAGUCCACCACAGGCAGCCCGCAGUCACAGUCGCAACCCCCUCGGCCAGCUGACCUCUCGGACGAGGAGAUCUCCGAGCUCUUCCAGCGUCUGGCAGAAGUUCAGCAGGAGAAAUGGCUGCUGGAGGAGAAGGUAUGGUAACCUUUGCAGGCCCUUUUGGAAUGGCAGAAUAGGCUCUUGCGUGGCACCUUACGACAGGCACAUACUGGCUCUCCUGCAGUAUGGCUGGCCCAGCCGGAUGUCUGUACACAGUGAUACACUCCCAGCUCCUGCCAGUGACUGAGAAUGUUAACUCUCCGGAGUUUUGCCUGUGCUUGACUCUGUGGUAGGGGUGCAGAACUUUUAUCAGCCUGAGGGCGGCAUUUUCCCCUGGAUAACUUUUUUCGGGGGGGGCAUGCGAGGGAUGGUGGUAAGAUCAGGGGCAAAAAGUAGGUGGGUUGAUGGAUGUGACUAUUAACCUUUGUAUAAAGGUAAAGGUACCCCUGACCGUUAGGUCAUGGAUGACUCUGAGGUUGUGGUGCUCAUCUCGCUCUAUAGGCCGAGGGAGCCGGCAUUUGUCCGCAGACAGCUUCCGAGUCAUGUGGCCAGCAUGACUAAGCCGCUUCUGGCGAACCAGAGCAGCACAUGGAAACGCCCUUUACCUUCCUGCCAGAGCGGUACCGAUUUGUCUACUUGCACUUGACGUGCUUUCAAGCUAGGUUGGCAGGAGCUGGGACUGGACAACGGGAGCUCACUCCGUUGCGGGGAUUCGAACCACCGACCUUCUGAUCGGCAAGCCCUAGGCUCUGUGGUUUAGACCACAGCGCCACCCACAUCACCUAUUAACCUUUGUACAGUAGGCUAUUUUGAGCCACACAAAGCCAGAGGUUCCUACAUAGACCCCUGUCUCUAUCAAAUAUUCAGAAAAGCAAGAGGUGUUGCAGUUCAGGGUUACAUUCCAGCCACACAAAACACACUUCCAAGAGGGUGUGGAGCAGUACCAGCAAGUAGAAUGUGGCAGGGCCCAAGCCCUGGCCUAGUGAGAGUCCUGAGGGCCACAUCUGGCCCCCAAGGCCUCUAAAGUCCCCAGAGGAACCACCAUGUAGCAGCACAUUCUGAACCUUUGGAGAUUAUUUCCAGAGCCCAGACUGGUGAGAUGACUUCCAAGAGGAAAGUCAGCGAUGUUAGGGUUAGAUGGAGGAAUAUGUUUAGCCAGGAGCUCCGUCUGUAAAAGCAUAAGACUCUUAAUCUCAUGGUCAUGGGUUCAAGCCCCCCCCCCCCCAGGGGGGAACACCUGCAUUGCAGAGGGCUGGAUUAGAUGACCCUCAUGGUCCCUUUCAACUCUGCAAUUCUAUGAUCUAAGAGGCACAGGCUGGCCUGUCAUUGGUGGAGGUUCUGGAUUCCAGGGUUUUGGGGGCAGGUAAGCAGCACUGACUGUGAGGAAUGAUGCCAUCUCCCUUUGCUAGGUGAAACACCUGGAGGUCAGCAGUGCUUCCAUGGCUGAGGACCUGUGUCGGAAGAGUGCCAUCAUCGAGACGUACGUCAUGGACAGCCGCAUCGGUGAGGACUCCUGGCAGUCAGGAGGGAAUAAGCUUGAGCAAACCAGGGGCUAGUGGCCUUGAUCUCAGCUUGGUGGAAGGGGGUGGAUCGAAGCAAAGAUUGUGUGUCCAGGAAUUUCAGAUCUACUAUGGACACCUGAGGAUUCUCUCCGCUUCCAUUAGGUAGUGGUCCUAGGGAACCCUGAGGCUGCUGAAUAGGCUUGCAGCUGAGGUGAGCUCUGAAUUGGGGCCUCACACUUGACACAGUUCUCUGGUGUAAUUCCCAAUGGGUAGUGCCUGGUCAGGCCAGGAGGCAAAGUGAGGCGGCUGCCUCAGGCAGCAGGUCUCAAUGUUGAUCUUUCUCCUCACCCCCACUUUAUUCUUGGUGUAGAUCUUCUCUCAUCCCUUCUUCUGUGGUGAGGGAGGGGCACCAUUUUGGGGUCUGCAGGGAAUAAGAGGUGAUGUUAAGUCAGGAAGGAAGUUCGAAUGGAAUGUCCACAUCCCUCAGGAGUACUGGCAACAAAUGAGGGGCAGAACUGGGCAGGCAUAGUUGCACUCUCUCUCUUGGUCACACUGGAGCUUAGCCAUGAGUCUUUCUAUAUUCAUAGAUCUUAGGAGAAACUGAAGGUGCUUUGGAAAUACUUUAUAAUUAGGGAUAUACAUCCAUAAAAGAAAUAACAUGAAUCAUAAACAAAAAUAGUGUUAUAGUUAGAGUCUCCUCCCCACGCUAGCUUGCAAGUCCAGAAUCUGACAACUUCAUUUUAAAGAAAGACCAACAUCAUGGCUGCUAGGGGAAAGAAUGUCAAGGGUGUGUGGAUAACAUUGGCUAAAACUGGGGAAGAAGAUGGAUCUCAGAGGGGUCUCCUGAGACUUUGACGCCUCACCUCCUUUUUUGGCUAACCUCUCUCUUCCACCAUGGGGCCAUCCCUCUUGUACACGAGGGAAGAGAGAGGAUGGUAAAAAUUCCACACUUCACACUCUAGAAUGGAAAGGAGGUGCCCUUUAAAUGUUACACUGGUACCCUGGGAAAUGUAUUUCUGUAGGUUCAUCCCAUGGCACACCUGUGACAUUUCAUUAAAGGCCUGAAGCCAUGGGGGGGGGGGCGGUCCAGCCACGCAGAACUUUCCCACUGAAUCAGCACCUGCCUGCCCAUUCCAUGGGAGUGAUGCUUUGCCUUCAGCCUGUCCCCCACCUCUUAAGAAAGCCUUGUCCCUGCCUGAAGUGUGGGGCGCAGAGUAAAUCGGAAGAAGCUAAAUCAUUUCAAACCGGCCAUAUUUGCAGAACUCAAGCUUGUGGGGAACGGGCAAGUGUACACAUAUAUAGUGGUACCUCGGGUUAAGUCCUAAAUUCGUUCCGGAGGUCCGUUCUUAACCUGAAACUGUUCUUAACCUGAAGCACCACUUUAGCUAAUGGGGCCUCCUGCAGCCGCCACGCUGCCGGAGCACGAUUUCUGUUCUCAUUCUGAAGUAAAGUUCUUAACCCGAGGUACUAUUUCUGGGUUAGUGGAGUCUGUAACCUGAAGUGUCUGUAACCCGAGUUACCACUGUAUUAGCAGUUCCCCCUUUUUGCAUAUUUGACUGCUGACGGGCAUAGAGUGAAUUUGGGCAGCAGGCAUGAACCGUGGCCUCUACUUUAGCAGCCUUGCACAUAUUUGGGGGUAGGGUGCAGGUAUCCUCUUUUAAGCACUGGGAAGGUUUUUCGGCCUGUGAAGCUAGGCCACAAAGAGGGGUAGAGCUAUAAAGAGUCCUUUGAAACGUCCCCUGCUUGCAUGUGGCUGUUCCUCCUUCCCCAUGUCCCUGUCCCUCCCACCUCUGCGUUCCUUCCGUGACAGGCCGGGCCUGCGGAAGGGACCUUUUUGUGCCAUCGGUGAAGCCGAGGGGGCAGGCCCCUCCCCCUGCAGCAGCCGGAAUGACAGCCUCCGUGGGGACCUGCUGUCAAACCCUGUUAGCGCCACUUCCCAUCACCAGGCACAGACAAAGGCAGGAGGAAAGGGCUGUUCCCACUCGGCUUCACUGCGGUACAAAGGGAACCAUGUGCAGCGCAGCUAUCCCAAGUCCCUCUGUCUGGCUGCGCCAUCUCCUUUGCACUGCCCUUUCGGCUCUCUGCAGCUCCUCUUGCAGGCCUUGCAAAGUCUGCAGGAUCUGCUGGAGGGCUUGCUUUUAACACCUCUCCUCAACGUUCUGUAGAUUAAAGUCCUGGCUUUUCAGUGUUGGUGCUGACCUUUAAAGCCCUAAACAGCCUCGGUCCUGUAUACCUGAAGGAGCGUCUCCACCCCCAUCGUCCAGCCCGGACACUGAGAUCCAGUGCCGAGGGCCUUCUGGCGGUUCCCUGAUUGCGAGAAGUGAGGUUACAGGGAACCAGAUAGAGGGCCUUCUCGGUAGUGGCGCCCGCCCUGUGGAACGCCCUUCCUUCAGAUAUGAAGGAAAUAAGUAGCUAUCUUAUCUUUAAAAGACAUCUGAAAGCAGCCCUGUUUAGGGAAGUUUUUAAUAUUUAAUGCUGUAGUGUUUUUAACACUCGAUUGGAAGCCGCCCAGAGUGGCUGGGGAAACUCAGCCAGAUGGGCGGGGUAUAAAUAAAAAAAUAUUUUUAUUAUUUUAAUUAUUAUUAUUAUUAUUAUUAUUAUUAUUAUUAUUUAUUAAUUUUGUUUUCCUUACAAGUUUCUAGCCCAUGUGGUUGCAGAAAGAAGCUUGAAAGAGUUGUGGUUCUGGCUAGAGGCCCUCUGGGAGGUGACUCCACUCGACAGCUCAGUCCCAGGCCAGCCGUCGUCAGUCCCACAAGCUGGUCCGAUGGUACAGGAUGAAGCAGGUCCAGACAGUGGUCUGUGUGUGGAGGCUGCCUGGGAACUCCCAUCUUUGCAGCCGUGCCUUGGUCUGUUGUAGAGGAAAGGCAGGGUAAAAAUGAAAUAAGUACAAAUAAAAAUAGAUCUGCCCGUUUCCCCCCCUGCUGCCCACCCAUGUCUCACUCCUUCUCCUCUACUGUAUAAUUUUGCCGCGAGGAUGAGAGGACUGAACCCUGUGUGGGUGUGAACAUGAGUUCAGUAUUAAGCUUCAGAUAGGAUCCCGAGCUCCACGAACUGUGGCUUCUUCGUUUGCUACAUCCACACACGCAAAUUGUGGGGAGAAGUAAGGUCUGGGCAUCCCUGCUGCCUUGAAUAAGCUGCUUCUGUGCUCAGUGCUGGAUGGAACUGGUGUCUUAGCAUGUUAACUCCGGCAUUUCCGAGAUCAAAUAAUCCUUGUGACAGAAUUCCUGCUUAAUGUUGCUUUUCAGAGAGCAGAUCAUUGCUAAUGCGGCUUUCACAGCUUCUGGGUUGCUGCCAUUUGCCCUCUAGACGCUGGUAGUGGAAUCUCUCAAUGGCCGCAUGUUACCUGCAUGGCUAAUAUGUAAGAGAGAGAGUACAGGAGAGGCUCUGGUUAUGCAAUGUGCAUCGUGGCCAACGUAGGUUUUGAAUUCACAUCAGAAACCUGACUGAGGCAUCAAGCUCUGUGUGGUGUGAAAUUACCCUUGAUGUGAAAGGGGGCUGACGUGAGGGCUGCUGCCACGGCCCUCAGCCAGGAUUCUUUGAUAUAAGAGAGCCUUCAGAUCCUUUGCAAGUUUGAUUCCACUGAUCUUUUAAAAAUUCCUCUCUCAUACUUCCGGCACCCUUGCCAGCAUUCCACCUGGAACGUUCCCAAAGCUUGUUGAAGCUUUCGGAGCUCCCAUUUUGGUUUUUGGGGAUCAUGAUCCCUUGGCUUAUUCAAUUAGUCUUAACCAAGAUGCUUUGUUGGGGAUGGGGCUGAAAAUUGUGCCUCGACGGAAGAACAUUUCUACAACCUGCAUAAAUUAUACCAAAAAAGGAUUUGCAUCUGUUUGCAUGAUGCGUUCUGCUACUCCAAGUGAGAUAAUAAUAAUAAUAAUAAUAAUAAUAAUAAUAAUAAUAAUAAUAAUAAUUUUUAUAGAGUCAAUAUGCUUUGCAUUGCAAUGAAGCCCCAUUUCCUGACCAAUGGAGAUCCUCCUCCAUGCUCCUCCUUCCCUCUAUCUUGUGCCUUCCAAAAUUCCACUCCAGCAGCCUUAAGGACUAGAAGCUUCUUUCCCUUAAAAAUAAAAUAAAAUCAAAGCUGCAAAUCUCAUGCUACUGAAAUUUGUAUCUGCCACCAGAUUCCAUGGCUCUGCUGUGUGAUUGCAGAACCAUAGCCUAUACAGAACUAUAGUCCCAACCAACUUGGGGUAAGGGGGCUGGGCCCCAGAUAAGGAUCUGACCACAGCCUACAGUUGCUCUGGUUUUAUUCCGGCUACCAGUGAAGUGGAAAUUCCACAAGUUUGGGGGGAGUUUGAAGUAGGGAGACAGUGGCUCGGGACUUCAGCUUCGCUUUAGGGCGGGUGGAGAGAGCAGCAGCCCCCCGUAUCUCUUAAGGAAGUGUCUUCUCUGUGCUUUGUGGGCUUCCUCCUUGGCAAGAGGGAAAGAAAUGGAGGAGGAGCAGGGCUCUUAAGGCUUGCAUGACUUGGAGAUUGGAGGUUCCAUUAUAGGUGGAAGGAGAGUCCAGGGAGAGCUCUCUUGGUUUUUUGUCCCGCUUUCUGCGCACCAAGGUGGAAAGCACAGGUGGCCCUCGAGUCUCUGCUCUUGGCACGAGAAUGUGCCGGCUCAGCAGAUUCAUUUGGCAAGUCAGUUGGAGCGAGAAGCCAGGUCUCCAGGCCAUGAGAUUCUCAUUCCCGAUUCUCAUUCCCAGAGCCCCUCUCCGACAGACUGCAAUCCGUCCCCCAGUCCCACAAACCCACAUAGCAUUCACACAGGGAUUGUCUCCUCCGUUCUGCUUUGUUUUCCCUGGCUUUGGGCCCCCUCUCUCUCCCCCCUUCUAUAAGAAUCCCCACCCUACUCUCACCCCGUUGGUGAUCCCGCUGCCAUUCCUUUGGCCCACCUGAACUUGCCAAAGAGCAGUGGUGUUGGGCUCAGCCACAGUGCUAAGAGCAAGAGAGAGAGGGUCCUACGAUGUUGAGGGGCGACGUACAAAGAGCCUCUCCUGUGCUUGGAGGUAAAAAUCCGACAGCCGGGGUGGUGGGUCCUCUUGAGCGGCUGUGGAUAAGUUUUCCAUACUUCCACGCAGAACUGCGCCGCGGGCAGGGAACAGGAGCCGGUUAUAAAUAGCUUGCGCAGGGUCGCCUUCGCCUCAGCUUGGCAACACACAGCCCAGCCAGUGAAUAUUUCAUGAACGCUAAAAAUACAAACCUCCUCCUCCUCCUCUUGCAUUUUGUGCCACUUCCUUCUGCCUUUGCCUGUCAUUCUCAGGCAGAUUUGUCCUCCAAAUCUUUGUAACUGAACCCAGAAGUCACUGCUGGCCCUUCUGCUCCAACCACUUGACCCCGCUGCCCCAGGAGUCCUCAGGGUGUUUGUGUGUGUGUGUGUGUGUGUGUGUGUGUGUGUGUUUCUCUCUCCAAUUAACUCCUCUUUUAUUUCUACCUCUCCUACAAUAUAAACUAGAUGGAUUUAGCCUCAGGCAAUUACCUUAGGUUUUGAUAAUUGAACUGAGGUUCCCUCUCCCUCUAUCUCUGGGAGGGGAGUGGGCUCAAUGGAUUUGGGCUUUGCAGAUAGGAGGCUGAGAGGAGAGUGAGACGUUUCAGGUGGGAGGCUUGAUCCAGGGAAAGGAUGGUAAGCCUGGUGAAUUGUGCGGGGGCAGACAGUGGCUCAUACUCUAGGCCAAUGUUUCUCAACCGUGGGUCUCCAGCUAUUGUUGGACUACAACUCCCAUCAUCCCUAGCUAGCCGAACCAGUGGUCAGGGAUGCUAGGAGUUGAAGUCCAAUGACAGCUGGAGACCCAAGGACGCUAAACACUGCUCUAGGCAUUAUUCCUAAAGCUUGUGAGAGCGGGCCAGGCUUGUGAACUCUGGGACCAGCCAGAGAAAAGUGGGCCUGAUGUCAAUGUACUCAUCAGCUAGGAGGAUGGAGAGGAGAGAGAAGCAGCAACGCUAAGGGUGCCACAAACAAAAUAUCGGUGGUUUUCCAUUCCCAUUGUAAAAAAAAAAGCAUUGACAAUUAAAUGUUUCCAACUUAGGUUAAAAAAUGCUAUUGAGAGAUCCAUGGAACAAACCAAACCAAAAGAAAAACGAUUUGAGAUUGAACAAGUGAUGCAGUUUGGCAAUGAGGCAUACGAUAUAUUGGGAAUAGAUAGAUAUAUCAGGCCUGAAUUGUUCUGUUUCUGUGACGCCUCUGCUUUAGUACAGCAUGUCAGCCCAAAUGCACAUGCAGGCCCUUUAAAUAUUUCAUAUUGCCAUUGCAAAAAAUCAAAAACAAAACAAAUUGGGGUGGGGGGGGGGGGGAGAUGAUAACAUCAGUGGGAAGAAAGGGGUUUUGCACUCAGAAGCCCCACACUGACCGACUUGAGCAGGAGGACUCAGAGGUUGCGACCUCUACUGGAUGGUAGGGGUGAUUUUGAAUGUGGAGGAGCUGCAUGGGCUGUUGGAGGCGAUGCAGGGAUUUCACUCAGUGCUUUUAAGACACGCCUAGUCAUUUGGAUGCUGCUGCAAGUCUGCCCUCUUUAUCAACAGCAGUUAAGCACAGCACAGAGGGAAGUUUUGGCAGGCAAGCGGCCCAAUUGCUAAUGCACCUGUUAUCCUGCCCUAAAGAGCAGCUUCCUAGCUGUGGCAGACUUCAUGCUCAGGUUGGCAGAACCUUCUGUUAGUUUAGACUGUUUUCAGGGUGGGCAAAAGGCUGAGUUUCCUCCCGCCUUUCAGUGAAUGCUAGCAGGCAGAGGUGGGCCCCUGUGGGGUUGCGGUACAUGACUUUUGCAGGCCGCAGAAUUGGGCUUUUUGUUGUUGUUGAAAAGUGGAGAAUUUAAAUUUUUAAACUUGCGUAUCCUCAGUCCUGGGGAAGGGCGCCACAGAGAUCAUAACUCAUGUUGACAAUUGUGCGCAAGGGACACUGGAGUGGUUGUGGUAGUCACCCAGGGUGAACUGAAGGGUGUCAGAGGCGAUCCUGCGUAUGAGUUGGGUUUGGUGGCGGGAGGAGCGGAGGCCGGGAGUCAGGAUUCCUGGCUCCUUCCUGUCCUGUGUAAGGUAGGGGCGUUGCGGGGGUGAGCGACGCAUGACGGCGCAGCCAAGGGAUGGAAGGAUUUCUGUCUUGAGAGACAGGCCGGCUGAUGAGUGCUGAAGCUGCAGAGCAGGGAGAGCAGGUGGGAUCGAUCUAGUUGUCAGGGUUACUUUAGCUCGGCAUCAGUCUGGGGAAUCAAGGGAGCAAACUGCAACGGACAGCUACUGGGGCAGUGGGGGGAGAUGCCUGCAGAAAGAGCACAGGAACCCUGGUGCUCAGCCGUAGCCUUUUCUCUGCGACUCUUUCAAGUACUUAUUACAAAGCACAGAGGGUGCUACCAUCUAAGCUUCGUCCUCGCAGCUGCUUGGAAUUGUGCUGUGUGCAUAGAACCAGGGCUAGCAUGGGAGUUGGUUGGAACUUUUGCAUUCUAAAAUUACCGGCCCCAUAGGAAGGAGUAGAAGUGGGGUCAAACCCAGGGGUGAUGGGUCAAGACGUGGAACCUAGAGGAAUCUGAUGGACUAAGACAGAACCAGAAUGGAACCCGGCAGGUUGUUGGGUGGAGAUGGGCAGUAAAUUCCAGGUUCUGGUUUCUUGAAACUCAGUACAGUGGUACCUCAGGUUAAGUACUUAAUUCGUUCCGGAGGUCUGUUCUUAACCUGAAACUGUUCUUAACCUGAAGCACCACUUUAGCUAAUGGGGCCUCCUGCUGCUGCCGCGCCAUCAGAGCACAAUUUCUGUUCUCAUCCUGAAGCAAAGUUCUUAACCCGAGGUAAUAUUUCUGGGUUAGCGGAGUCUGUACCCUGAAGCGUAUGUAACCCGAGGUACCACUGUACUGGUUAACUCACAGAUCACGGUUUUACCACGCAGUCUGGUUGACCACUUGGCAUCCCUGGGCUCGACUCGAUGAUGUUGCAUCUAGCCUGUGGACAUUCAUUCCCUGAAAUUCCCAGACAUGUGCUCCCCAAGUGUGGUUACUCAGUGGUGAAGAGGGAGCACUCUGCACAAGCUCAGAGGAAGCUGUUGCUAGUUCAUCAAGAGCUCAUCUCUGUUUUUUGAAAACAGGCUCCAAAGUGACGUGUGUGUGUUUUAUGAUGCCCUUGUACCUGGUCAUAGCCUGUGCCCUGCUUGCAACUUGCUUGUUUGCCUAACCCCACCAGUCGAGGCAGUGGCUGUGAUGUUAAUGGGGGCCAUGUCAUCGUCAUCCGUCUGGUGAGCCUGCCUUCCCACUCACAGAAGUUGCAAAACAGCAGGAAGGCCUCUUGGCUGUUCCUUCUAGCAUACGAGUUAGGAAUCUCAUUCAGUUCCUCUUCCGCAGUUUUUUUUUUUCCUGUUUGAAGCCAGUUUCUCGGGGUGGGGGCAGAGAGGAUGGGUGGCUGCUGUUAUCUGUUCCCCUGCUGUUUUGCUAAUUUCGUGGCUGAGCAGGUUUCAGGGAAAGACCCCAAAUUUAUGUCAGCUCCCUAAGGAGAUCAGAGCAGUCCCAGGCUCUGGAGAAGAGGGCAGUGAGCAAUGGUUAGAGAGCAAAGGAGGAGAUGGUUGUGGAGAGAGACGUCUCAGCUGCAGGCUGCCAGUUCUGAAAGGAGGAGCAGGUGAUGGGAGGAAAGUGGUGGGUGUCACUGUUGUUGUUUUUAGUAUACAGUGGUACCUCUGGUUGCAAACGGGAUCCGUUCUGGAGCCCCGUUCGCAACCUGAACGGAAUGCAACCUGCGCCUGCACACGCGCGGGUCGCGAUUCGCGGCUUCUCUGCAUGCAUGUGAUGUCAUUUUACGUGUCUGCACAUAUGGAGUGGCGAAACCUGGAAGUAACCCUUUCCGGUACUUCCGGGUCACCGCAGGACGCAACCUGAAAAGAUGUAACCUGAACCGAACAUAACAAGAGGUAUGACUGUACUUAAUGUAACUCCCACUAGCGGGAGAGGAGUGUGUGUUUGUGUUGCCCUUGGGGGGAAACGCUCAUUGUUUUAGUGGUUUUUCUAGGCAUGGGGGCCUUCAAACAAAGGUGAGAUUGUUUCAGCACAGCUCCCUCCCAAUGCUCAUUCAGAGCGAGGGAUAGCAUGGCCUGCUUUCACUCUGAAUUGGCUUUUUAACAUUGUCACAUAAGCAAAUCUGAUGCUGCAAUUGCCUCGUGUCUCCCACAUGAUCCCUGGGAUCACUCAGAGGAGGAAGGGCCUAAGAAGAGAAAGGGGAAAUCAUUUUCCUCAAGGGUAUCUCAUGGUAUUUGUUACUCCCAUUGGAGAAAUGGCCAAGAAGCCCUCAAGGUAGCUUGCAGUAAGCAGACAGUCAUAUGGAAACCCUGACAAUAAAAUAACUAUAAAACCAGCUCAGCAGCUUGGGGGAGAAGGCCAGCCAGUAUCGACCUGAAACCGUGUUUGUUAAUGCACUUCCUAGGAGUCUCCAGGGGAAAGAGCCUGGGAGACGUGGCUCCAGCGGGAGGUGAAAUAGCUUGUCUUCUGUUUAGGAAGGGACCUGGAGCAAGACUGCUGUCUGAAAGUCCUGGACAUGAAGUUUGUUGCAUUUUACAAGUUAUAGUGCUGGUGCUUCUGUCCCAUUUUCCAGCAUUUCCCUUUUUGCACUGCGCUACCGGUUGUGUUACGGAACUUUGGCUUUUCGGCAGUCCAGAUUUCAAACGGUGGGAAAGAACUGUAGGCUGGGACGCUGCUCCACCUUUCAUCACAUGACAUUACAUGGCAAAAUUCUCUGAAUUGCAAGUGGAAAUGGGGUUGCAAAUGGAUUCUUUUUCCUGGGAACAAUUAAAAAUUAGCACUGAACUUCUGCUGGAUUCCACCAGAUUUCCUGACGUGGCUUUUUGCAGUCUCUUUCUCCCUCUCUGAGGUGCUAGACUUGUGUCCGAUGCUGCUACUUCAGACUGAUGUUGGAGAGAAGUACAUCUUCUACACAAGUCCCCUCCGUAUCAUACGUUUAAUAUCCAAUCACUUUCAACAGUCAUGGCUUCUGCCAAAGAAUCCUGGGAACUGUAGUUUCUCAAAUGAGCUGAAAGUCGUUAGGAGAGACCCCUCUUUCCCUCACAGAGCUACAAUUCCCAGUGGUGUGUAACAAUCAGUCUCCCUUCCGAAGGGGAAUAAGGGUCUCCUAGCAACUCAGCACCCUUAAGGAACUACAGUUCCCAGGAUGCUUUGUGGGGAAGCCAUGACUGUUUACAGUUUUAUGAUACUGCUUUAAAUGUAUGGUGCAGACGGGGCUAUAGAAAGCUAGUUGUCAAGGAGCAGGAUUCUAGCGGAGUCCUGACAUGCUAGCUUUCUGUGUACAGAGAAUUGUUUUCAGGUUAAGGAGUGUGAGGCCCCCUUUUGCUCUCACAAAUGGUGCAGCCCUGACAGAGGUUUGUCCCCCUAAGUUUGAGAUGCUCAUCAAACCACAACACACCCACUUUCUCUUCCUCUCUCUCUUGACUCUCUUCCCCUCUGCCCAAUUCUGACAGAUGUGUCAGGGGCCCACGGGCAAGUCGACCGCAGCAGCCUGAGCAGCGUCUUGCGGGACCUGGUGAAGCCGGGAGAUGAGAAUGUGCGGGAGAUGAACAAGAAGCUUCAGAACAUGCUGGAGGAGCAGCUGACCAAAAACAUGCACUUGCAGAAGGUUUGUGGGUGCAGCCUUGGGGAUCACGGGUGAGGUGUGUGCCUGGGGAGGGCAUUAUCCAAGGAUGCUAGAGGUGGGAGUCGGUUCCAGGAGAACGGCAGAGCCAAGAGCCAGUGUGGUGUAGUGGUUAAGACUGGUGGACUCGUAAUCUGGUGAACCAGGUUCGCUUCCCCGCUCCUCCGCAUGCAGCUGCUGGGUGACCUUGGGCUAGUCACGCUUCUCUGAAGUCUCUCAGCCCCACUCACCUCACAGAGUGUUUGCUGUGGGGGAGGAAAGGAAAGGAGAAUGUUAGCUGCUUUGAGACUCCUUUGGGUAUUGAUAAAGCGGGAUAUCAAAUCCAAACUCUUCUUCUUGUUGUUUUUGUUUUAACUAUUUACUUGUGUUUUUAUCUUGUAUUUUAUCCUGUGAACCACCCUGGGGUCUUGUGAUGAAGGGCAGUAUAUUAUUAUCAAUUUUUAUCAUCAUUUUUAAUUUGUAUACCAUCUUUCUAUCUUACAAUGCUCAAGGCGGUUUAGAAGCUGAAGAAACAAAAAACGUACAUCUUAUAACAAUCUAAUGCAAUAGAAAAAUGUGAUAAUAAAACAUAACUUUAAAAUAGGUAACCUAUAUCAAAAAAGUAAUGUUCAGCAAUCAUUAGAAUAGUAUUAAAUAAUAAUAAUAAUAACAACAUAUAAAAGUUAAACAGAAAUCCACUCAGCAGUUGCAAUAAAUAAUUUCUAAACUAUAAUCAAUAAAACAACGGCAAACCACAGUACAUAAAAUAAUACAAUACAAAUUGAGAGGCAGAGAAUAGAGGGUGGGGCAAGGCAGGAGGCCUUGCCUGAUGGAAUCUCUCCCCUCACAGUUCUACUUCUUAUUAUUAGACUCUUCCUUGUGUGGAAAAGGAACUCUGCACAUGCUCAGAAGCACACAACCUGAGGGAGUAGGGUUUUUCGGGCAUUUCCCCCCCCCCAAAACAGUUGGCACAUGUGAAUUGCAUGGGGUCAAGAGAGGAAGCCUUAUUGGAGCACCUAGCCCCCAGGGACUAACAGUGGCAGAAAUGGAUUGGGUGGGGCAAAUUCUUGAGGGAGAGACCCCAGCAAAUAGCAUCAGAAGGUGGGGUCAGUGGGAGGAGAGUCCUGCUGCAACUUAACAGGGACAUGCAACUGCAAAAUGGAGGCCAGUAAGGACCUGGGGUGGUUCCAGACCAGGCGUCGGCAAGUUUUACCUCUCCUGGGCUGCUUCACUGCGGAGAUCGCUCUGUGGGGCGGCAGCGCGGAAGCGAGUCCCUGCUCCAUGCUGUGCCGGUUUAGUGCAGCACGCGGGGACUCGCUUAGUGGGCAGCUCAGUUCAGGGGCCGUUUAGACGACCCCCGUGGACUGCUUUUGGGCCGCAGGUUGCCGACCCCUGUUCCAGAGAGAUUGCAAGCAGGGUGGCAAAGGGGCCAGCUUGGAGGUUGCCAUCACAGUGAAACAGCAGCAGGGGCCCGGGGCCCUUCCCCACAAGCCCGCAUUCGUCUCACCCCUGAUUCCACAUGCAUGGGGCUGGUACAUGUACCCAGCCGCUAAGGAACAACUGGGAGCUGAAAGUAAGCAGCGGAAGGGGGAGCAGCUCCACAGCUGCGGGAGAUGGGGAGAUAUUUCCCCCUGGCGAAUAAGGGCAGUUGGCAGCUCCUGGGACGUUAGCAUCUUUUCCGGGUGCUCCUGCCUUGAGCCCACGGGGGCCGGCUCUCGCAGCUGCCCUCCCGCUGCCUCUCUCCAUCCUCCUGGUCUCGGGAUGCAGGUCAAGGUGACUGCGAGGGGAACCGAGGAGGCCAGCGGGAGCCUGGCUCCUGGCACCGAGCGGCAGCUGAGGGAGUAGCAGGUUUCCCUCCCCAUUACGAGCCGUGGUGACCUUGAGCUGCAGAGGAGCAGCCGCCGCCGCUUCCUUGUGCCAGAGAUCUGCUGGGGCUGGAGCCGCCUCUCUCCCCUUCUCACAAAUGGGUGACCACCCAAAGCCAGAGAGGAAGUCUGCUCCCUGGGCUGCGGCGAGGCUGCCUCUGGGGCUGAGCAGUCAAACAGAACAGGACAGGGUGCGCAAGGCAGAAAUUGUCCCUGCAGCCUUGAAUGGGGGCGGGGGGGGGGGUCCGUUCUGGCCAUCAGAGGGGCAUGGCAGCAGGGGUGCUGUGUCCUGGGUCUUGCCCCUCUUGGCCCCUCCUCAUCCCGGGAAGAUGCAGAGGUGUGGGGGACAGAAGAAGAGGAUGCUAGUGCCCUCCCCAGCCCUUGUGCUCGGAGAGCCAUAAAUGUCAGAUCCUGUACAAGCGUUCCUUGAGAAGGGGCAGUGAGAGACUGGGUACAAGACCUGGCCACUCAGAACCCCACUUAAGGAUGAGGAGCAUCAGAUACAGUGGUACCUCGGGUUACAUACGCUUCAGGUUACAGACUCCCCUAACCCAGAAAUUGUACCUUGGGUUAAGAACUUUGCUUCAGGAUGAGAACAGAAAUCGUGCUCCGGCGGUGUGGCGGCAGCAGGAGGCCCCAUUAGCUAAAGUAGUGCUUCAGGUUAAGAACAGUUUCAGGUUAAGAACAGACCUCAAGAACGAAUUAAGUACUUAACCCGAGGUACCACUGUAUUUAAAAUGCAUCUCUGGGUUAUUUGUUGGGCAAAGGAAUUCGUUCAUCCCCCACCCCCAAAAUAGCCCCCCACAAGGUCUGAGGGACAGUGGACCGGCCCCCUGCUGGAAAAGUUUGCUGACCCCCUGGCUAGCCUUUCUCCCUAGCAUGUUAUUUUUCGAUGAGCAGGGAGGGGAUUUUGGGGUGUUGAUAAGGAAUAUGGAAUUAAGUACUUAACCUGAGUAACCACUGUAUAGGAUAUUCUGAACAUAUGCAAAGGGUUUUCUCCCCACCCCACUGUAUUCUUGCCUUUGGAAAACUUGCAGCAGCUUAUUGGGGGGGGGGGAAUUCAUGGCAAAUAUCUCUUCCAAUGCACCCCUAUCAGCCACGAGAGCUAAGCGAACCCUCCAUGUUCAGAGGCAAUGUACCUCCAAAUACCAGCUGAUGGGGACAUAGCAGCGGGCGGACGUCAGUCUCCCUGCCCGGCUCUUACAAGUUUCUCACAAGCAUCUGGCUGACGGCUGCUUAGCAAUCAGGGCUGGGUAGACCUUAAGUCUGAUCCCGCAAGGCUGUUCAUGUGCUCACCUGUUUUAAUCACCAGCGCUCACCAACACAGGCUAUAGGGAGAGGCGAGAGGGAGCCCGCCCCAGCAAAAGACUUUGCAGCAUAUUGGCCUUUUUUCUCCCCCUUUCCUUUUUCAAUAUUAACUUGAUGUAGAAUCUGAUCCUUCCAACGUCCUAAUGGAGCAAGGGGACGAAAGAGUGAUGUCAGCGGAAAGAGGUGGCUAUUUAUAGCUGCAUCUGAGUGGGGAGGGAUGGGGGGGAGCGGAGCUGCUUCAGAGGACGGUCUGUCAAGGUUGGGGCUGCAAAGGAGCGGUCAGUGCAGCGGGGGGGGGGGCAGAGGGAGGAUGCUGUCUUGGAGACAGGGUGGGCGUGUUGCAGGGGGUGCAAAUCCACAGAUAAUGUGGUGCUAGAGAGGAGGGGUGUGGGGUUUGGGGUUUGGGGCAGGUUAAGGUGUGUGGGCGACCUGAGUGGGGGCCUCUAGGGGGCGCUGUGCAGCUGGGAAAGAGGCUGCCAGCCAGGAAUACUUCAGGUGGUGUGGUUGGAAGGAGGCACUGGUCAGAAGGAGCCUUGGGGGGGAGCAUGCUGAGGCCGAGGGAGCGUGGUUUGAGAGACAGCACGUGGCUUGCAUCCAAGAGGACCCUUUCGCUCUCAAAAUCCACACUUGGUUCGUUCUCUCUCUGCCUCUUUUAUUGAUUGUGAUUGGUUCCUUAUCUCAUGAUUUUAAGAAACAGUUUCCCUCUGAACUCAAGCCCAGUGGUGAUCAAUAAGCAAUUUUUAACUGCAUAAUCCCAUAAUGAAAUUAUAUAUUUAUAAGGUUUUAAUCCUGGCUCUGGUCACAAGUCAUCUCAUUGAUGUGUAUCAAUAGGUGCAGCCUGAGAAGGGUGUCCUGUUCAGAUCUGGUGUUUCCUCUUAGCUGCAUCUUUUCCCAAUACAGUGGUACCUCUGGAUGCGAACGGGAUCCAUUCCAGAGCCCCGUUCGCAUCCUGAACAUAGCUGUCAACUUUUCCCUUUUCUUGCGAGGAAUUAUAUUCAAAAUAAGGGAAUUUCCCUUUUAAAAAAGGGAAACAUUGACAGCUAUGAUCCUGAAGCGAACGCAACCCUUGUCUGGGCAUGCGCGGGUCACAAUUCGCCGCUUCCUCGCAUGCGCGUGACGUCAUUUUGAGCAUCUGCGAGAGCGGCAAAACCCGGAAGUAACAUGCUCCGUUACUUCCGGGUCGCCGUGGAGCGCAACCCGAAAAUGCUCAACCUGAAGCUACUUCAACCUGAGGUAUGACUAUGGGGCAGGGGACUGAAGCAGAAGAAGAAGAGAAGAAGAGUUUGGAUUUGAUAUCCCACUUUAUCACUACCCGAAGGAGUCUCAAAGCGGCUAACAGUCUCCUUUCCCUUCCCCCCCCCACAACAAACACUCUGUGAGGUGAGUGGGGCUGAGAGACUUCAAGGAAGUGUGACUGGACCGAGGUCACCCAGCAGCUGCAUGUGGAGGAGUGGAGACGGGAACCCGGUUCCCCAGAUUAUGAAUCUACCGCUCUUAACCACUACACCACACUGGCUCCUUCCUUUCCCAAGCGUUCCUUUCCCAAACUCAGAUUUGUGCCUGUGGCUUCUGCCUAUGCCUCUGUUGUCGGGGUUGACAACUUGCUGUUUUGAAAAAAGACUCCCCCCCCCGGGCCAUCCCUGAAGAGGACAAAAAGAGCUAAGGCAGUCGUGUCUCAGAGGCAAGCCAGAACUUGAUGGACCAGAAGCAGGACUUGAAGAAAACUGGCCAACCAGAACCAUAGAAUUGGAAGGGGCUGUGGGGGUCAUCUGGUCCAGCCCCUGCAAUGCAGGAACCUUUUACCCAACGCAGGGCUUGAAUCCAUGAUCUCGAGCACAGCCUUGCAGAGCCAGGCAGAGGCCCAGGCCAGGUAGAUAAUGUGCCCCCCCUUUUUUACUCUGGGGAUAGUUGAAGUCUUAUAAAUAAGUAUAUACAGUGGUGCAUCGCAAGACGAAAUUAAUCCGUUCUGCGAGUCUCUUCAUCUUGCGGUUUUUUCGUCUUGCGAAGCACGGCUAUUAACGGCUUAGCGGCUAUUAGUGGCUUAGCGGCUUAGCGGCUAUUAACGGCUUAGCGGCUAUUAACGGCUUAGCGGCUUUAAGAAAAAGGAAACAGACUCGCAAGAACUCGCAAGACGUUUUGUCUUGCGAAGCAAGCCCAUAGGGAAAUUCGUCUUGCGGAACGACUCAAAAAACGGAAAACUCUUUCGUCUAGCGAGUUUUUCGUCUUGCGAGGCAUUCGUCUUGUGGUGCACCACUGUAAAUAAUUUUCACAAAAGUUAUGCUGACAAAUAAUUUUAUUUCAAGGCUUGAACCAUAUCUGUCUAUAAAGACAAAAUGGAAAAUAUAGAUAUACAAUAGUGCUUUUUUAAAAUACGUAGGGAAAAUGAUUAUUUUAAGUAUUUACAUUUAAAAAUGCUUUCCUAGCUUUCUUUUCUGCGAAUUCUUGAAUUAUGCAGGAAGAAUCAAGCAACUUCGCCUUAUCGUGGUUUAUGUUUAUCAUUGCUAAACCAUUUGGGCGUUCUUGAGCCAUUGUUGAUCGAAAGAAAGACUUAGUUCGUUUUAAUAUAUUGAAACGUCUCUCACUGGAGGCCACUGUUUCUGGUAAUGAUAAGAAAAUGUGCCAUGCAGUUAGAAGAUUUGGAAAAACAUUUUCCAAAUUCAAGUUUAGUAUUUGAUCAGCAAUUUCUUCAAUUUCUUUCGGUGACCGAGGCCCCCUUUGGAAUCGGAGGCCCGGGCCAAGUGGCCCAUAUGGCCCCCCCCUGUCUGGGCCUGAUCCCGAGAUUAAGAGUUUUACCAGGUAGCUGCAAAUGUCAACCAUUAACCUGAGUAGGGGCAGAGUGUGAAUAUGGGCAGGGUUUGUCCUGUGGGAGAUGAUGGCACUGUCUUCCCGUGGGCUCAGCUGACCUGCUUCUUCCCCUUCCUUUCUUUCCCUCUCGCCAGGAUUUGGAAGUGCUCUCCCAGGAGAUUGUCCGCCUCAGCAAGGAGUGUGUUCCGUCCCCUGACGCUGAGCCUGCCCUGGAUGACGCCGUCUGAGCUCAGUCCCGUCCUGUGAUGCCCAUCCUUCACUUUGCCCUCGACUGCACUGCUGGCAUGGGAGAGGGGGUGGUAUUGGCGCCUUCUGCCUCCCUCCCGAUGGGUCAAUUCUCUUAACCUUGUUUUGUUUUAGGGAGGUGUUCAGUCCUCUCCAGCUAGCUGUCCUUCCCUUUCUUGGCACCAACAAACAAGUUUGCCCUUUAACCGCCUCCCAACUCAGGCCUCCCCACUCCCUGCCCUGAAACGGAUUUGUUUCUCCUAAGUAACACACACACGGACUAUCCUCCAUCUGCUUCUCUUUAAGGCUGUAGAUGCUGGCCCUUUAAGAAGCACUGGUUGAGGUGGCCUUCCUGCAGCAGCACUCCUUGUGGGCUGGAGGGCAAACUGCAGCUUGGUUUUCAAAAUUGACCCAGGGUGGAGUGGGAUGCUGUGAACAGAGGGGAAUAACAGAGGAGCUGCAAAGCAGAAUGGGAGGCAUUCCUGCCAUGGUAAAGAGCCAUUUAAAGCACCACUCUUGAAAUACUAUUGCUCUGGGGUUGUUUAACUUUCUCCCAAGCCUCUCUGUCUGCUUCCGACUCCUCAAGCUAUGUCUCUGAAUCCUACAGCUUCACCUUCCUGAUUCAUUCACAACACCCCCUUCCCCUGUUCUCCCAUCACCUUGCAUGCUCAGUCAGUCCUGAAUCUUAUUCUGCCCCAGCUCUGUCCAGCUGUUGCUGCUGUUAAUAAAAAAGGUAAAAUAUUAUAGAUAAAUAAAUAUAAAUAUAUAUAUAGAUAUAUAUAUAUAUUUGUGCUGAUUCCCUCCCUCUGGGUGGGACUUGACCCAAGCGGAGCAAAACCCUUAUGUCUCCAGGAGGGGGGACUUGGGGCUCAUUCAAGGUUCCAGCUGCACUUUUUUUCCCCCUGUUGGGUGAGGGUAGCGUGUGUGUUUUAUUUAACGUAUCAAUGACUUGUACAAGGCUGUAAUUGUUGAGCAACUGAUAAUGCAAACAAUGAUUUUUGACUGGCUUCA